This is a messenger RNA of Porites lobata, 54960 nucleotides long. The record is from the annotation of a GenBank genome assembly. NCBI's taxonomy places the organism in Eukaryota, Metazoa, Cnidaria, Anthozoa, Scleractinia, Poritidae.
AUGCCGACUUCCCGUGUCAACCCGUACCACUGUGGCACGGCUGCUCCGAUUUGGUUUCGUGGACAACACCCGUCAUCUGCAGAUCUAACUGUAACUGUCCAGGCGCGCACAAACUUCUUUAACCUCAGCAAUGGUUGCCACCAGCCAUUCAACGUAAAAAUAAGGCAGUGUAGUGGGUCACUGCCAUUCUUCGUCUACUAUCUAAAACCAACAUGUUCGUGCGCUGUUGCCUAUUGCGCCCGUAAGGAUACUGUCUAGUGAUAACCGUUCUCGGUGUUAGUUCUGUCGUGUUGGAUGGGAAAUUCGGGUUUGAAUUUUCUGGUUUGUGAAACCUCUAAUACUUCGAGCUAGUAGUUUGUUUCCAUGGGAAAAAGUCAAAUAAAUAUGACCCUUGAUGCAGUUCCGGUUCUCUAACCACGAGCUUUUCAAAACCGAUUAGGGAUUAAAGUUCAAAUUUCAUUCGUUUAAUUUUGGCAAUAAUAUAAGUACUUCCCACAGGACAGAAACAUGAACAAUUGGAACAUUCUAAUCGUUAAGAAAUAAAAGCAGUACUUUUUGUUUCUAUUAUUAUUCAAAUUAAAAGCCAACUGAUGAUUUUGACAGUUUCCCGAAAGGGUUGAAAUAGAGAAUUCAUUGAUUGAAACUUCAUUCCUGCUUGUACCGGCACCGGAAAUUGCAAAGUUGUCAGAUCAUGGAGGGGGUAUUAUGAUUUAUUUUUUAGUUCAGAUAUACGUUAGAGUAUAAAACACAGAGCUGUAGCUGUCAUUCCAUCGAUCAAUAGUUUGUUUAGGGCUUACUUUCGAUCAGUACUUAGUUACCAUGGUACUUUCUUACCAUCGAUCAAUAGUUUGUUUACGGCUUUCUUUCGGGCAAAAAAAAAUGAACUGAAUGUAAAAGGUAAAAGAGAAAUAGCGAAAAAUUCAACUUCUAAUUAAAUCUUUUCUUAUUGUUGAAUAAACUAUUCUCGAAACUGAGAAUGUUUUGAUCAAAGGUGUGUAAAUCGAACUGAAACUGUGAAUGGAACCUUGCGUGUCCUGUAUAUAUCUCACCUAUUGUAUGGAAUAUGUGUGAAAAUCUUCAUUAUGAAUCGGUAUAUUUCAAAGAGCUACACAACGAGCAAGAAUACUAUCGCCCACUUCGGAAAUGAGUGAUAGCCUGGGACCAAACUAAGCGCACGCCCGUUUAUGGGAUUGUUUGGGGGGACGCGAAACAAACAUGGCGGAAAGCAAAGUUAAAUGUGGCGGGGUUAAAAAAGCUCAAAACAGCCAAAAGGAAGGUGAUAAUGAAAGAAAAAAAAAACAUGAAAAUGUGAAGCUAAAGGAAGAGGAUGUGCCUGGGGCUAUUUUACCGCUUUCAUAGCUGUUGUGCCCUUGUAAGACGAAUAGCAAGCUGACUGCAUAUCUAGUGAUGACGGGCUUUCAGCCCGAAUUUCAACAGCAUCAAUGAUAUGCACAGUCCUUGGGUACAGCUCCUUAAAAAUGUUUGGCAAAUACUGAUGUAAGACCUCUUUUCUUGUUGGAAGGCGAAUUUAACCCUCAUGAACCGCACCCAGGUAUUAAACACAGUGGAAACAGUUGUUUCAGUGAAACAUUAAAUCUAUGUGCUAAAUCCUUUUGAAAUAAACUUAUCUAAGUCAAAAUAAACUCUUCAAAUAUACUCAUUGAUCCGGGUCUUUCUAGCCUUUGCUCAGGACUGGUGUUUUUUCUUCGCGUAGGAGCCAUAAUUUAAGUUCUGGGCCUUGUCAUGUAACAUGUCGCAAAGAAGCAUGAGUGCAUCCCAGUGUGGAAGGCCAGUGUAAAAUUUGAUAUCUUCAUCCUUUUCCUUAAAUUUUGAAAUGUUAAACUUCGGAUUUUUCAGAGCAAGCUGAGGUGUCUUUGAAUCUCUCGAUCGUCAACUCGUCUUUUUCUUUUGCUACUUCUUCGCCAGUCGAUUUUAAUUAAAAUUCCAAUCGAUCGACAAAUUCUCCGGUUAUUUCAGUUUUGCGUCACAGCGUCACAAAAGGAAGAGUCGGUGAAACACUGUUACCUUGAGUGUCCACUUGAAUCUGCUCAACUGACACUUCAUUUACUGAAUCAGCCUCACCGUUUAUUUCGGUACAAGAAAUGUCAGUGUUUCUUUUCCUGGCUCUUGAAUUCGAAGUUACCUCUGGCCUGUAUAGAAUUCGUCGUUGACGUUUCUUUUCACUCCAAGGAAAGAUAGAUGGUAGAUGAGUUCUAUUGCGUACUUCGCUUUUCAAAACCAUCCCAAUGGGCAGAGCAAAUCCGUGUGCAACCGGAGGUCAAAUUCAAAUUAUCGUCCGAAGCAAACGUACAUGUUCUCGCCGGAUACGUCUUGCAUUGGGCAUUCGCUAAAAUGCUAGAUCAUGGGAGUUCUUGAAAUUAUUUGGGCACAAAGGCACACACCAAGUUGCAUGUCCCGUCAUUAUUCCAGGUGGCUGAUCGGGGUCUUCUUCCCCGCCCAAACGAUCCCAUAAACGCGGGCGAGCUUAGUUUGGCCCCAGGCUAUCACUCAUUUCCGAAGUGGGCUAUUGAGCGACAAUAUACAGAGCGGGGGCAGCUGUAGUGUCAACUAUUACUGGGCACGUACUACCAUCCAGGAAUUGUAAGUUAAGUGGUAAGGAGGAGUAAAGAAGCUUGUUUCCUUUGACUACGCGCUUUUGAUCAUAUUUGCAGGGAAAAGGCGCGUUAUAAAUUAUUUGUUAUUAUUUCCGACUGUGUGAUUGACUUGGUGUCUUCUGUGUCAUUAAAACACUACAUGCAUGGCCAUUUUCAGGAUCUUGUUGAUGAGAAACAUUAACACAGAGCCUCAAUAGACGCGCACUACUAUAUCGACCUAUCGGCUUCGCACUAAUUUUCCCACGAACGAAUGCGAUUUACGAUACCCCGUUGAUUAAUCCCUUAUUCCAUAGGCGUAUCUUAAAUGCGAAGCAAACAAACAUGUUCUUGACUCAUGUACAUUUCAGCCAGCGAACUAAUAUUCACGCGGUUACAGCAAGAAAAUGAGCCUCUCUAACUGUAGUCCUUGUCUUAUCAUGACGAUGAAUGUUGUCACGAAAUUUAAGAAAAUUCAAACAGUGAGGGCUGCCACAAAAUUGUGUGCAACAUAACCACUUAAAACGUUAUAAACAACACAGCGAACACAAAAGAAGGAACGAAUGAACCAGGCUUAAAAAAGAUUGGAACGGAUGGCAAUUGCAGUACUUAAAAACCAGUUAGCCUUGCAUUUUUUCAAACUUCAUUUUUGUUGAACGUUUGACAUAAUGCUUUGGGAAAUAUUUAAUACGAAACUUGCGAAUUUCUCAUUUACAAGUAAAAUCCUCGCAAACAUUAACUUCUUUUAGCGAAUUAAGGAAUGCAUUAUUACAAGAAACUAACAGCCGUGACACAGCCCCUUUAAUAAAGCUGGAGACUAACAAUGGGCGUCUCACAUGGGAAGUUUGUUGGGGUUUUAGCGUUUUGUUUUUAUUAUUUGAAACGGGGUAUGCAUUAAAAAUACGGCGAGUGUACGGGCAUACACAGUAAUUUUUAGGGAGUUAUUAUAACUCCAAAAAUGAGUAAAAAUUUUAGGUACAGGAUAACCCCUUUUAGUAAAAUCCAACUAGCAGACUAUUAUCAAUGCUGCGUUCUGAUUGGUUGAGCUACUUGUAGGCUAUAUGUUAUAGCCCACUAGUAGCGAAAAGCGCCGGCUUUGAAAAUCAAAACAAUGGCGGCUGAAUCUCGUUUUGCUAGCUAAAGUUGUUUUUGUCUCGAUAUUUUUGAUUAACUAGUUGGAUUUUACUAAAACAAUUAUUCCUCUCGCCCUCAUGGCCUCUGAGUCAAUAGCCCAUGAGGCCGCUAUUGACUCAGAGCCCAUUCGCUAAAAAAAAUUACUGUGUACGUACAUGUAUAGUAUACCACCGCCCCUAGGUAGGUCAUCGUAUUUUUCAGUCAUUUUAGGCUCAAGAGUUACAUUUGUCUGACGCUAUAAAUAAACUAGUAAUAACCAAAGGUUAUAGAGUGCGGGCGGGCUUUUGCUCCAACGUAACCUGUGAUCAGGUGUCCUUCUUCUCUUUUUGUUUUGAAAAAAAAAAAAAAAAAUCGCCUGAUCGCACGGUAGCUCCAACUGGCGAUGCUUUGGGCAAGUUUCACACGACAGAUAGUCAAAACACGCCUGAUCAGAUUACGAGGGGUAGAAGGUUUAGACGCGCGUGAUCAAAUUGCGUUUUGUACGUUCCAUUCAUUCUAAGUGGAAGUCCAAACGAAUGCUGGCUACAUACAUGCGACGCAUGCGCAAUAACAACCUGGAGAUUAGGAUUGCGGGCUUCUCUUGUCGCCCGCAAUAAAUACGUGUAUCAACUCUACACAGGCCGCUUUUGAUAUGUUAAAAUCCAGCAUGAUAGAGUCCUGAAGGAAAAAAAAUGCAAAGUAGAUGACUAAGCACUUUCUUUAAUUUGUUGGUGUCAUCCAAGACUCGCUAUCACGCUAAAUUUAAAUAUAUCGAAAGUUAUUUGGCUCAUGUUUCUUUGCAGGCACUAUAAAACCAUGCGGUUAUGGACAAGUGUAUCUUAUGAAUCAAUGUGUUGGUAAGUUUCGACUUUGAAUUCUGCCUAGACCGUAUAUUGCUUGAGUCCACUAAGAAUUGGGGGUGAGUUACAAUGUAGGGGCGUCGUCCACACGAAUCGACGGGCAGGCUAACGCGACACAUAACCGGUAUCAAUUGUCUCACGAAUUCGCAGAUCAGUCGGAUUCAGAAGAGAUUGCUCUAGGGAGAUGCGGUUUCAGAGGAGGGGAUUCACAGGCUUCGCGUACACGGAAGGCGGGUUCAAGUGAACGAAAACAAAUAAAAAAAUGUAAUAUAAUAAUAAUAAUGAUGAUAAUAAUCAUGAUAAUAAAUACAAAAUUUAUUUUAUUUCAUUUUAUUGAUAACCACAAUUAUAAUACUACAAAAAAGCGUUUCAAUGAAGAUUCACUAACAAACAUUAGACUAAAGCCAAAGACAAUUGAUUACUACAAUGCUUACAGACAUUAAACCAGAACAACAAGGUCAUUAAUAUAUAGUUCAGUUAAAUAAGGGAUCAGUAUGUAUUUUCUUUUGAGAGAGCUUCCCAGCUAAAACAAAUCUUGAUGACAUUUUUUGGCACGUUUUUAAUUAUGUAUAUUGAUUGAUACCCCCCACCCUCCCCUCUCUUUUAUCUAUACAAACCCCUUGGACAUAAAGCGUUCAUUUGAUUUCUGCAUAGUUUUUGCAGCGGGGUGCGGGGGGAAGAGACGAGGUCUGAGACCGAGAAACUAUGUUCACACAACUUGUAAAGCCGUUACCUUCCCUGGUGGUCAGCGGAUAAUUGCAUGCAGUAUAAUUUUUCUUUUCUCAAAGCAUAGAAACGUAAAUAUGUCCCAAAUUAAAUAUUUUAGGAGCGAGAAGCGAACCAGUAGUAAUAUCGUGCACCUUUACUUUUCUCGCAUAUCGUAUUAGUCCUUUGGUACUGAAAUUGCAAGGAAAUCCAAAACGCAAGCGACAGUCUCUGCAGCAGUGUAAAUUCUAAACCGACUACAAAACGCGCGCUGGACCAUGAUCUUUCGAGUUUAUAGGUUACAUCGUUUUCGCCCGGCGAGAAUAUCAGAAGAUUAUAUAAGUUAUGAUGCUGAUAAUGAUUACUGGAGAAAGUGUCAAAUUUAUCGGAAGUAAGUCUAUUCAAGAGAGCUUAUAAAUAUUAUAAAUAUGAGCUUACACACCUGAAUAAAUGGAUUCACACGUCAUAUUUAUCACGAUCAGUUCAGCACCUUAAAUUCAAAGUUAAAAUUCAAAACAAUCUUAGUAAACAAAUUACAACUAUUGCUGAGAGCUCUGUACCUUGAAGUGACCUUACCUUCCCUUAGGUUAGUAGCAAAACACUACUCAAUAGCUCAGCUCUUCGGCGGUUCUUAUCAGCCUUGCUAGUGGAUUUGCUUAUUGAUCAUGCGCAUUUAUCCAAACUUAAAGAUAACGGUUUUUGAGAAGUAACAAAAACAUGGCGGUCGAAGGAGUGAAUGCUUCUCACUAUUAAAUUUGGGUAAUUCACAAUUUUGUGGAUUUUUUUGUAGCUUUUCCGCAAGCAUCGUAUAUAAGAAAAUGUAUGGGAUUUAGCUUCCCCCCUGGUUUAUUUUGUUGUUAGUUGAUGUUGUUGCUUAGUUUUUGUCAAAUCUGGAUAGCCGAGAAUUUAAUUAAGGGGGAAAUGUUUUAGAGCUGAAAGCCACGAAUCGACCAAUGCACAUGUAGUCAUACAGCCUCACUCAAGCCUGAAAGAAAUCCUCUCCGAUAACACUUAGAGUACUCCUAACGUGUUCAGGUUGGGUGGGAAUUGCGUAGUCUUUUUCAUACAACCACACCUGGAGAAUUUUAUUUAAAAAAAAAAUACAACACUGGGAUGGUUUUCUAUAACAAAAAUACAGAAAGCGAAUAAAAUACCCUCCACGUUGAGAUCGACUAUUAAUCUUUUUAAAGAGUCCUAAAAUUCUGCUAAUAAAAUUAUUUUUUUUAACUAAGGCCAUCCCCCUUUUUUUAGCGUCGAAUGCGUUUUCUGAUAUUGGGUCGGUGGGUAGGAUUGAAAAAAAAAAUCUAAAAAAAAAAAUCACAAGAAGUCUCGGAAUAGUAGGCCCUUGGACGACGUUAAAAGUUAACAUAUUUGGAUUAAAAAAAUGCACAAUAUAGUGUAAAAAAUAAUCGUGUUUUGGUUCCUGUUGUUCUCUGUGCUGUUAUACUAUGCUUAUUUUUCAGAUUAAAAGAAUUAUUUCAAGUGAAAAAUGGUUUAACUACGUUGUUACAUUUUUUUUUUCUUUUUGACAAUCCCAAAAAUUUGGGUCGGUCGGACGACGCUAAACGGAGAGAAAAAAGAGGAUGGCUUAACUGAUUACUAGAAAGUAAACGUCAUCCACAGAGAGACAAAGAGGAGUUACGCAAAUAAGUAGUUGCUAGAAUUUUUUUCUGUUGUUUAUUACAGCUGCACCAGCAGAAUUUAACAGAGAUUUCCUUGGUGAGCCAACAAUAACGCAUUAUCAACCCGAUCAGCAUUCCGCUGAAGUAGCCCUUAAGUGUGAAGUUCAAGUAAAAGAUUUUAUCCGUUCGUGGACAAAUGUCACAUACCAAAUAACUUGGUAUUCUGAAGGGAAACAUUUAAAGACGGAUAACAGCAUUUGUGCACGUUUGCCAGCGCCACCGUUGGGCAGCACUAUAAUCCCAGACUACGACAGUCCUUGCUUAAACAACGGAAGGCCAUUGUUUUCUAGACUUGAGGGGAUGGAGUACAAGUUGAAUCGUUUGGUAUGUUAAUUGAAACAGUCCACAAAUGAUUUUUUAAAGCGAUAUAUAUAUAUAUAUAUAUAUAUAUAUAUAUAUAUAUAUAUAUAUAUAUAUAUAUAUAUAUAUAUAUAUAUAUAUAUAUAUAUAUAUAUAUAUAUACCUGGUUUUUUGAAAACCGGGCUACUAAAAAAUGUCAGUCUCUCGCACUGAUUGUUAAUUUGAUGGCCCUUGUUACUUGAAAAGUAAAAUCUCACCUCAAAAAGAAAUUAUUGAAUACAUGAGCCUCCAUUUGAUAGAAUCGUCUAUCUUGAAGGUAACAAAAGUGACGUUUUCCUCAUUAAUCUGGAAAAUAAGGCAUUUUAAGAAGCAAUUUUUAGUGUCGGUGUCACCGAUUGCAAAGCCAAUUCCCCAGUUCACCCCAUUUUUAAUUGACGCUGGUCUCCCAAAAACAAUCUAAGCCAACACUGCUCAACAAAACCAAGUCCUAAAACCAGCAGUUCAACUGCUUGCUGACUAGGAACAUUCUGAACAGAGUGGGUCAUUGCUUACAUGCAAACAGCACAAACAAACUGCAUAAGAGUGCAAAAACAAAUCAAACUUUACAACAACCCCACUCCCCUGCAAUUUAACCAGGCUACCCCAAAUGCAUACCAGACGAUAGCCCCAUGUCUGUGCAACAACAUGGCACCCGGCCAGACACAACCCCCCCUUAAUUUGAGGGAGACAUUGAGCUUUGAAAGACAGGGGUAGCCCUGGUACAAAAACUCAGCGAAUCCGCACUCUAGCACAAAGCAUAGUCUUUAUAACAACCCCACCCCCCUGGAAUUUAACCAGGCUACCCCCAAUGCAUACCACAUGAUAGCCCUGUGUCUGUGCAACAACAUGACAGCCAGCCAGACACAACCCCCCCUUAAUUUGAGGGAGACAUUGAGCUUUGAAAGACAGGGUAAGCCCAGGUACAAAGACUCAGCAAAUCUGCACUCUAGCACAAAGCAUAGUCUUUACAACAACCCCACCCCCUGAAUUUAACCAGGCUACCCCAAAUGCAUACCACAUGAUAGCCCUGUGUCUGUGCAACAACAUGACAGCCAGCCAGACACAACCCCCCCUUAAUUUGAGGGAGACAUUGAGCUUUGAAAGACAGGGGUAGCCCUGGUACAAAAACUCAGCGAAUCCGCACUCUAGCACAAAGCAUAGUCUUUAUAACAACCCCACCCCCCUGGAAUUUAACCAGGCUACCCCCAAUGCAUACCACAUGAUAGCCCUGUGUCUGUGCAACAACAUGACAGCCAGCCAGACACAACCCCCCCUUAAUUUGAGGGAGACAUUGAGCUUUGAAAGACAGGGUAAGCCCAGGUACAAAGACUCAGCAAAUCUGCACUCUAGCACAAAGCAUAGUCUUUACAACAACCCCACCCCCCUGGAAUUUAACCAGGCUACCCCAAAUGCAUACCACAUGAUAGCCCUGUGUCUGUGCAACAACAUGACAGCCAGCCAGACACAACCCCCCCUUAAUUUGAGGGAGACAUUGAGCUUUGAAAGACAGGGGUAGCCCUGGUACAAAAACUCAGCGAAUCCGCACUCUAGCACAAAGCAUAGUCUUUAUAACAACCCCACCCCCCUGGAAUUUAACCAGGCUACCCCCAAUGCAUACCACAUGAUAGCCCUGUGUCUGUGCAACAACAUGACAGCCAGCCAGACACAACCCCCCCUUAAUUUGAGGGAGACAUUGAGCUUUGAAAGACAGGGGUAAGCCCAGGUACAAAGACUCAGCAAAUCUGCACUCUAGCACAAAGCAUAGUCUUUACAACAACCCCACCCCCCUGGAAUUUAACCAGGCUACCCCAAAUGCAUACCACAUGAUAGCCCUGUGUCUGUGCAACAACAUGAGACUUAGUUUGACGGAAGCCCCCCUCAAAAAAUAUUAGCUUGGCCAACGGGGGCAACAGCCCGUCCCUACGGGACGGGCUGUUGCCCCCCUCGUACAAAUUUUCUGGAAUUUGCACUGAUUUCUGUCAAUUCCAGGAAGUUAUUUGGAGCCCAUGGUUAAGAGGUGAGGGUGGUUAGUCCUGAAGAGCGAGAUUGUUAUUUUUACACUAAAAGUAUCAGGGCUUUAAGCGAAUUAAGUUUUGAAAGAUUGCCUGCAAUGUGCUGGACUUGACUUAAGAUUUCAGGCAACCCGGUUUUCAAAACUCCAGGUAGAUAUAUAUUUAAAUUUAUGUAUCAUCAUCUCUAUUCUCUCUGUCUUGACAGAUAUCGUGUAACGUGACUGCCCGACAUUUUAGAUCUCCUUUGAGCCCUUGGUGCAUCCCAAAGACGGUUGGAAAGCCUUUCUUUGCAGGAAUAAAGGCAAGUAAUAAAAAUACCUUGUUAAGUAAGCACGUGAAAAUCUUGACUUUUAUGUAAAAAAGAUUGCGGGUCGGUUAUUCAAACGAAGUUUAACUUAGACCGCUGUUUAAUAAAUCUUUGGACCUCCAGAUAUCUUCUUUAGUAAGAAAGUUUAAGAAGAUAAAUGAUUUUGUAGUCUACUCCAUAUGUUUUCAAACUGUUCGUGACGAUAAGUGAAAAGAUGUUAAGAUAAAAGCGUUGGGUAAACUUAAAAUGGCUUAGGACGCGGUUUUGUUAAACCCCGGCUAAACUUCCUCUAAAUAAUUUAUAUAACUGGCCCUACGAGUUUGUGUUGUGAAACUUACCAGACGUUUCUUUUCCUUAUGAAAACCCGUUGGUCUUGAAGUGCUAAAGCUUCAUGGUUUGUAUUGUGUGCGUCUCAAUUAGCUCGCUCCCUAGUUGUUUAAACACUGUUUGAUAUAAUGAUAUCCACUAGCCACAGUACUAGCCUGCGAGCAAGCUCUCCAUUUAAGGGAUAUCGUGAAAAGCAGACGCGAAAUCGGGGUGGCGGGGGAGAGAAAUAUGUGAGCUUGCUCGCAGGUUAGAUAUCCACUAGUGUCUGAUGGUUAAUUUCAAGUGGUUUUGUAAUUUACACAAAAACAGCAAGCUGACUCAAUAAUUACGUGUAAAGUACAUACUUAAUAGACCAUUCCUUUCUUGUUUCAGGUCUCUCCCUCGGUAUUGACCGUUGAAGAGUGCUCCGAUAAGGAAUAUACUUUCAGUAUAACACCUACCAUACCUGUAGGGACGAUGCCACAUACCGACCACUUGAAAAUCGGUUUCUUUCUUCCACCGAAAAUUCUGCUACAAAACACCAACUGCAAUGUGGAGAUAAGAAAUACGCAAACAGUAACCGUGCGCGUUAUUGCGCAAUGUACCAACAGCAUAAAAGACGCUACCAAAAUUGAUAAAGUUAUCAUUCCAGAGAUCAGGAACACUCACAGUGGGUUCUGGAAUAGGGAUAUGCAUUUGCGUGCUGUUUGGGUAAUCCGGUUUUUGUAAUUUUAAUCUUAAAAAGGAAAUGUGCUGUUAUUUUAGUUAUUCAUUCAGCAUUCUUGACCUGAACAACAACAAUGUUUUCAGAGAUCACAGGUAGCCCAAGCUUGAAAUACGAGCAUCGGCGAGCAUCAGCAUUGUUGCGUAACAUUAAAAAUAUAAGGAUUUGUAUGGGGAAAAAACCUAUCGAAAUUGAAAUCCUUCUAUUUUCGUAGGUUACAGAAAAGAUAGGAUUUUUCCCCAUACAAAUCCUUAUAUUUCGAAUGUUGCGCAACAAUGUCGAUGCUCGCCGAUGCUCAUAUUUCGAGCCGGCUUGGGCUACCUGUGAAGAGAUUGAGUGGUUCAUAUUAUGUAGUUUAAGUUCUUUAGCCGUUGAUUUUUGAAAGGAGGAAAACAAAACAAAGAGCAAUAUUUGGCCCAAGAUCAAACCCUAAGUGUCAAAACCAAUGCUCACCAUCUCUCUGCGUUUGACACACAGGGGCCAGAAGCCAACACCCUACUCCAAUCGGCCCGUUCCUAAAUUACUGCUGGGUGCUAAGCUUGUUGUUAAAUCCCUCCAUUUUCAGCGGCUGGCCUGACUUGAGGGCAGGUGAUGCCCACCUCCAAACGAAAGCAUAUCUAUAACAGAUCAAAGAGGCCAAAAGCCUAAGUCCAUGUCGUCAUAGCGAAUUUCACUCUCAAGUCAAAGGUAGCAAAAAAAAAAGUAGCAAUUUGCAAGUACUAACUAGUGAGUCGCAAGUUUAUUCGUAACUUGUAACUCUUAUAAUUGACUCGCAAGUAGCUUACUUGACGACAAAAAAUGGAUUUGCACACAUUUGCCCCUUGCAAAUAUGUCGGAAAUUUGUAAAAACGGAGGAGUUAAUAUGGCGCAAAAGAUGGUAAAUGCCACAGUUUGCAUACCAAAAAACAGAGGGUGUAAAAAACUAGGAAAAUGUGGCAUUUGCCAUCUAAUUUAAUCCUCAGUUUUUACAAAUUUCCAACAUAUUUGCGUGGGGAAAAUUUGUGCAAAUCCAUUUUUUCGUCCUGUGAUCGAUAGCCAAACUGACGGGAAAACUGUGUGUCCGUUUAAAGUGCCGAAGUAUAGUCAACAAUGUAUUCGCUUUUUCUCCUGCUCCCUUUUCUAUCCACAUGUCAGUGUAUUUAAAAUUAUCAAGAUCGCCUUUAUAUUUAUAUCUCUGUUUAACAUCCGGCAGUUGUCUAUUAAAGCAGCAAAUGAAAUCCAUUAUUGCGGAACCUACACGGAUCCUCACUACCAGCCACUACCUGUUCAAUCAUCAAGGUACUUGUUAUUGUCUCGUGAUAUGUCGACCAUACGAAAAUGAGUAUUCUGUGUCGCUAAGAACGUACUGGUCGUAUUUGUUUUGCCCAUGUUGUACUCGCUAUAUCCAUUUAUCGAUAGCCAUCAUCCAUCCAUCCAUCCAUCCAUCUACCCAACCCACCCCGGCAUCGAUCGAAGGCUUCCAUGAAUUAUACAUAUUUUGAGUUUUUGAUGGUUUCACUUUAUUCAACUUAAAAUAUAAUUUCUAUUAAACGUUGUUAUUCUAAUACAUUUCGUUGCAUUUGGUUUUAGCGGUAGCUGGGAUUCAAGAUCCUCAUUUACCUUCAUGGGGCGUGGAGACUUUGCUUUGUACAAAAACACUGAGCGUAACUUUGAGGUAACGUGUUUCGUUUUAUUGGUAGCAGUCCGAGAAAGAAAUUGCGUGUUUAUUUCGGGGCUUAUACUUGGCUGCGAGACUUGGGGAAUAAAACAAAAGAAAUCGAUCUUGAGGCUCAGUAAUGAAUAACAAGCUUCUUUUGUUUUAUUUCCCCAAGCCUCGAAGCCAAGUAUGAAUUUUAAUCUAAAUGGGUCUAUUACGUUUAUCACUGCUUUCUUUGAUGACGAUUGUUGUUGAACUAUCAAUUCACGAGUAAAAAUCGUUUGCACUGUUGUAUCCAACUUUUGCACUAGCUCUCUAAUUUCUUCAGCUUCUGGCUUCACGUACGUGUGUUGUAAGUUAUCUGGGCCCCGAAACCUUGUUUUCUCUCUCUUGAUCUGUCAUUGUUGUUGACCUAAAAUUGAAACCCAAAGUUCGAGAUGCCGUAUUAAAAUGGUAUCGAGCAAGACUUGAGAUUGAUCUGUUGACUUUUAGCCAUUUCAUUUUUAGAUCGAUUCUGUCGCUCUCUUUGCUAAUUCAUAUCUAACAAACAAGGAUCUGUGGCGAGCAAAGAAAUCUCUGCAACGUAAGAUCCUCAAGCAUUUUGCCUGAAAACCGAUUCUAAUAGGAUGAUGUAACCACCCAAUAUCACUUUGCUUGUUUGCUGAAAAAUUACUCCGGCCAUACUACUUGCACCGCUGGGCCAAGCCCUGGGAGGACAAUAGCGAACGGGAGUUGAGGAACGUUUCACCAUAACUGAAGUUUAUUUUAGAUUCAGAGUCAAGAAAACAGCCCUCUCUAUUAAUUAUACCAAGAGAGAAUCAUCUAUUCUCUCUUGAAGUACCCGUUAUAAAUGUCCCUUUGCAAUUAUUGCUAUUCCUUUUGUUUGUUUGAGGUGAAAAUUUAUUAGCAAGACAUGCUUUUUCCUUUUGGGUAUAUUAUGGCACAUGAAAUGCUUUGAUUGGCUGACACUGGUAAUCCCGAAUGUAAUAUGGAAAGGUUUUGAUCGGCUUCUUGUUUUUGCCCUCUACCUUUUGUAAACAAUUCCUUUACAAAUAGUUUGAAUGACUCUCAGAGCGAAGAAGAGAACAACAAAUCUAUGAACGAAUGCAGAAAUCAAACCGAAGAAGAUAACGAUGAAUAGCUACAGGAUUUAGUUCACAAACUUGCUACCAAUGCAAAACAUCUUAAAAUAGCACACUUAAACGGCCGUGGCCCAAAGAAAAAGAGUGGACGAAUUACAAAUCCUUCUAAAGCUAUGCCGUUUCUACGUGUUCCGAGUAACAGAAACGCCCCUUUAUAAUCUCAUCCGAAGAGACAGACCAGACAAACAAAGCGGGGGCUGUGUGAUAUAUUAUUGCAAGUCGCUGAAAGUAAUCCACCGACCGGACUUGGAAGAUGAACAAGUGUAGGGGAUAUGGGUGUAAGUAAAGGCUGACCCAAGAGACUUCCUGAUAGGAACUAUAUUAAAAAAUACCGGCCCUCAAACCAAAACAGUGAUUUCUUCACAGCUUUUCCAUAAUUGCUCAAAAUAUCUGGAUAAAAGUCUCAAAUACAAUACUUCUUGGAGAUUUGAAAACCAAUCCACUACAGGACAAACGUGGCGACACAUCGUACGAAGGAAAAAAGAUGAAGGGAUACUCAAACAGUUUGAUAUGAAGAACGUGGUAGAACGACCAACAUUUAGAAUUACCAACCAUUCCAAAACAUUGAUUGACCUCAUUUUCACGAACAGAAAAGGGCUGGUCAAACACUAGGGCACAUGUCCCCUGGGUAUCUCAGACCACGACAUGUAUAUGAUUUAUGCAACCGUAUCAGCCAGUAUCCCAAGAGGCUUGCCUAAAAUAAUUACCAUCAGGAACUUCAACAAAUUUACGACAGGAACUUUCAAAGUGACUUUGCCCGUGUGCGUUUUCAAGUAUGCGAAGUUUUUGAUUAUCCCAGUGAUGUUUACUACGCAUGGAACCUGCUCUUCACAGAAUUAUGGAACGAACACGCACCACUUAAGCAAAUGAAAGUACGCAGUAACAGCCUGCCUUGGACAACAAAGAAAAUCAGAAUAACCAUGAUUCAAAGAUAUAAGACUCUGAAAAGGGCGCGUCAGCUGAAUGAUCCACUGUAUGGGAUGAUUAUAGAAGACUUAGAAAUAAAGUAUCAACAAUGACGAAAAUGCCUAAAGCCGAUCACUACUCCAAUUUAUUUGAUAAAGUAAAAACCGCUGCUGCUUACUUCUUACACGUUCCAAACUUAAGCUUGAUAUUCUAAAGUAGUGAUUUUCUGGCAAAAUAUAGCUGUUUCAAUGAAGUUCGUACCAAACGCCUUCGUAAAGGAAUGUAUUAUGGAAACAUUAUUUAGAAAUGCCCAACAUUUUACCACUUUUUUGGUUUCUCUGGUAAAAUUUAGUACUCACGCCAUAAUUCCUUCCAAAAGUGAUUCGUUUUUUGUUUUAUCUGGUAAAAUUUUGUAUUCAGGAGCAUAAUUUCUUCUAUGGCAUCGGUCGCCCUUGGGAAAAGUUUUCAUCUUUGCCGGCUAAAAAACCACGAAAAUUCGAAACCGCAACCGGAAAAGAAAACUUUUAGUCAAAUCGAGGAGGGUCGCACUAGUAGUUACUAGUGGGAGUUAAUUGUCGUUGUUUUGACACAUUGAGAACUAAAGUAGGCCAGAAACCAGAGAACAUUAUCUCUUCGUAGUCUGAUCAUUUGGCGUAGGAUCGUUUUCCUCCUUUCCCUGUUUCAGGAGGAUGGGAGAAAUAAGGAAAUAAAGUGCUUGGCUGCAAAGACUGCAUUUAGCUCGGAGAAUAAUGUGCACGAUGACGUAAGAGUUUAGGAGCGCGCUAGGCCUUCUGGGAGAGAUCCGAAAAACGUGUUGCGUUCUUGUAGCCAUCUUGACGAUCUUUGAACCUUUAGUGAAUUGAAUCUGUGGAAUCCUGUGUAAUCCUUUAGAAGUUGGACCCUUCAGAGUGUUGUAACCUUUAGGAAUCGAGCCUGACAAUCCUUGGAAUAAAAUACAGUUCAUAUUCGUAUACAUCGUCCAUCGUUAGCCGGAUAAAAGCGGAUGCUACGUACCAGUUGUGAGUGAAGUUGUGUUGUGUUAUGGCCGAAGAACUCGCCAGAAAGCGACGGCAGCGUGCAGGGCACAGGUCAAGUGCGAAACGUAUUAUUUCAUCCGUUAUUGAUGUCCUUGGAGGAGGAGACAUUUCUCAAGUGCGGGAACACGAAAUCAAGCUGAAACAACAAAGGGACAGCCUACAGCAGAAACUCAAUACUCUUCGGCAACUUGAUGCAGAAAUUCUGGACCUUGUGGCCGAAGAAGAAAUCGAAGGUGAAAUUGAACGAGCAGAUUUGCUGGAGGAAAAUGUUCAGUUGGCUAUUGCUAACAUAGAAAACGCCUUGUCGCCGAAGGUCUUGAGUUCAAAUGUAAAUACCGAAGCGAACGUGUCGGAAAGCACGUCAGCAAAUGAAGUUCAAAUCGGGAGUAAUUCUUCGCCUCCUUCAGCUUCAACGUCGAAUUCCUCUUCAUCUGUGCGGAGAAAUACUCAAGUUAAAUUGCCAAAGCUGGAGUUAAAGAAGUUCGACGGCGAUCACAGUAAGUGGAUUUCUUUCUGGGAUAGUUUUGAAGCCUCAGUUCACAAAAAUGAGAGUUUAACUGCCAUUGACAAAUUUAACUACCUAAACUCGUUGCUCGAACGGUCAGCGGCAGAGGCCAUUUCCGGGUUAAGUCUUGGGGCAUCGAACUAUGAGGAAGCAGUAGACAUUUUGAAAGCUAGAUUUGGCAACAAGCAGCAAAUAAUUAAUCGUCACAUGGAAAUUUUGUUGAAUCUUGAAUCUGUCACAUCUCACUAUCAUGUAAGAAGCUUACGUCAGCUGCACGACACUGUUGAAUCUAAUGUGAGAAGCUUAAAGUCAUUAGGAGUUUCACGUGAAUCGUAUGGGGGUUUGCUAUCAUCCAUCUUAAUGAAUAAGCUACCUCAAGAAUUUCGUCUUGUUAUUACAAGAGAAAUUGGAGAUGAUGAUUGGCAGUUGGAUCAAUUGCUCAAUAUUUUUAAAAGAGAACUUGAGGUAAGAGAAAGGGCAGGAGGGUCUACAGUGAACAAAGGACAAACCUCUCCACCAAAACCGAAACGAAGGGAAGAAGGAACUACACAUGCCUUGUUAACUGGUGGUGAUGGUAACUGUCCCACCUGCACCUACUGUAAGGGAAAACACCCAUCAAGGGAUUGCCAAACAGUACCUGAUGUACUAGCUCGUAAGGAGCUUUUGAAGAAGUACGGGAGAUGUUUUGUUUGCCUGCGAAAAGAUCACAUUUGUCGUAACUGCUCAGCCAAAUUCAAGUGUCAUAACUGCGAGGGCAGACACCAUGUUAGUAUUUGCCCAGCCAACCUGAGUCCUUUACAGCCAACGAAACGUGAAACACCAGUUCCCACACCAGGACCACAACAGCAAUGCUUAACAGCCCAAACUGCCAGAAAUAGUGUCGUUUUUCAUACUGAUUCCACUACACCUGUGUUCCUUCAAACUGCCCAAGCAGUGGUGUACAAUCCUCAACAGCCAGAGGUUAAGGUCAGGGCAAGAAUAAUCUUGGACAGUGGAAGUCAGCGCACCUAUCUUACAAACAACCUGAAGAACAUUCUUCAACUACCUACACUAGAGAAGAAGCAAGUCUCAAUAAAAACCUUUGGAAGUACCGUUGAAAGAUUAGAGUUGGUAGAAGUUGUGGCCCUAGGAGUAGAGCUAAACGGAGAACCAGAUCUUUCACUGUCAGCUUUUACAUUGCCUCUAAUUUGUCAACCAUUACAAGGUCAACCUGUGGAACUAGCAGUGAAAAAUAACCCCUGCCUUUCGGGACUCAAACUUGCUGACUUUUGUACCGAAGGAGAGCCUCUUGGUGUUGACAUUCUAGUUGGUUCAGAUUAUUAUUGGAAGUUGGUGACUGGCCACACCAUCAAAGGGGCCCAAGGUCCUACAGCUGUUCACACCAAACUGGGAUGAGUACUUUCAGGACCCGUUUGCUUAGGGAGUGUAGAAAAUCAACAGAGAAGUAAUCUUGUGACAACCCAUGUCUUAAAAUGUGCUACUGAUCAGGUGUCCUAUGAAGGUCUUCAGGGGGAGUUGAAGAAGUUCUGGGACUUAGAGUCUCUCGGUGUGAAGCCGCCAAGUGUCUAUGAAGAGUUUGUUGAGAAGUUGUUGUACAAGGGAGACCACUAUGAGGUCAGUCUCCCGUGGAAGGCAACACAUCCACCACUCCCUGAAAAUUAUAAGUUGAGUCUUCGAAGAUUGCAAGGUUUGCUGAGUCGACUCCGUGAGAAGCCAGACAUCCUGAAGGAGUAUGACAGUGUUAUAAAGGAUCAAAUAGAAAGAGGAAUUGUGGAAGUUGUGAAUGAAGAAACCAAGCCUGAUGUCGUCCAUUACAUCCCUCAUCACGCUGUUAUCAGACGAGACAAGUCAACUACAAGGUUAAGAAUUGUAUAUGACGCCUCAGCCAAGUCAGAUGGAGCUUCAUUAAAUGAUUGUCUUCAUGCCGGUCCUGCGCUUACACAAAGUAUCUUUGACAUUAUGUUGAGGUUCCGAAAUCACAGAGUAGCUUUGGUGGGAGACAUUGAGAAGGCGUUCUUAAUGGUCCAUAUGAAUGAAACUGACAAGGAUGUACUCCGUUUCCUGUGGGUCGAUGACAUCGAUAAGGCUGAACCUAAAGUUAUUACACUGAGGUUUACACGUGUUGUGUUUGGACUCUCUUCAAGCCCAUUCUUACUGAACGCCACAAUUAAACAUCAUAUAGAGCAGUAUGAACAAUGUGACAAUGAUUUUACCAGGAAGUUUCUUGAAAGUAUCUAUGUUGAUGACCUGACAUCGGGGGACAGUGACGUGGACAGCACCUUUGAGCUCUAUGUGAAAUCGAAAUCGAGGCUCAGGGAAGCAGGUUUCAAUUUGCGGAAGUUUAUCACAAAUUCAGGAGAACUGCGAGCGAGAAUUGAGGACAAUGAGAGAUUGGUCUCAGGAGAAACAGCUUCUGGAGAUGGAGGGAAUGUUGACAAGCAGGUUGUUGAAACACCAGUAGUAGACACAAACGUCGUGGAAGAAGAAGAUAUGACCUAUUCAAGAAGUGUUCUAGGAAGUGCAGUUGAAGAUGUUAGCGUUCAAAGAAUUUUAGGGACUCUGUGGAACUAUCACAAUGACAACCUCGUCAUUUACUUUUACAAACACUGCCUCUUUAGCAAAGAGAGUAGAACCUUCAAAGAGAAACGUGAUUAGCACAGCCUCAAAAAUGUAUGAUCCACUCGGUCUGAUUUCUCCGAUCACAGUCCAGUUUAAAAUCCUGUUUCAAGAGUUGUGCAAGGACAAGAGAGACUGGGACGAACCACUGGAAGGUUCUUGCAAGUCAAUCUGGCAGAGAUUGGUGACACAACUGCAGGGUGUUAAACCUCUUACUCUUCCGAGAUGUUAUUAUGCUGGCGCGGAAGGGGAAGUGAUUGCGAGUGAACUGCAUGGGUUCUGUGAUGCAUCAGCUAAGGCAUACGGUGCGGUGGUCUUUCUGCGUAUUGUGACGACGUGUGCAAGUUAUGUCAGAUUUGUAUCUUCAAAAACUCGAGUAGCACCUCUCUCGGAGCAGACCAUACCGCGUCUAGAACUGUUAUCCGCGGUAGUCCUGUCCAGACUGAUCCAUAGCGUAAAGGAAGCACUUAGUUCUGAGAUGAAGAUUGACAAAUUGUUUUGUUGGACAGAUUCCAAGAUAGCCUGGUAUUGGAUUGUUCAGAGCCAGAAGGAGUGAAAACCAUUUGUUCAGCACCGUGUUGACGAGAUAAGAAAGCUUGUACCUGAAGAAUGCUGGAAUCAUUGUCCAGGGGCUGACAACCCAGCCGACUUACUCUCUAGAGGUAUGGACUGUCGUGAGUUGGAGAACAGUGUGCUAUGGUGGAAUGGUCCCAAGUGGCUGACUAGUUUCGAAGACCUGGAGAAUCGGAAGGAGAUUGCGGAAGAGCCAGUCCCUGAAGCCUCCCUUGUAGAAAUGAGGGUGAAGGAUCGAAAGACAGUAACGACAGCUCUUGCAAUGAACAGUGAACCUACUAUGCUGUGUAAUAUCAUUCAAAGUGAAGCCUUCAGUAGUCUUGGACGUCUCCUGCGAGUUACAGCCUUAGUUCUGAAGUUUAUUAAGCUAUUAAAGGCACAGCGACAGGGAGAUGUGAAUCAGAAGCCGGAGAUACGUGUGACCGGUGCAGACAUAGAAGAAGCCGAACUUCUAUGGAUCAAGGAAGUACAACGAGAGAUGAAGAGUAAGGAGAAGUUUAAGAUGAGGUCGCACCAGCUAGGGUUGUUUGAGGACGAUAAGGGAGUUAUUCGAUGUCAAGGUAGACUCGGGAACAGCGAGCUUACAGAUUCUGCGAAGUAUCCAAUCUUGCUUGACGCUAGCCACCACUUAACUACACUUGUAGUCUGGAGAUGUCACGAAAGAGUCAUGCAUGGAGGAGUUAAGGAAACACUCACCGAGUUGAGAUCGAACUUUUGGAUUGUUCGAGGCCGAUACUUUAUCAGAAGUUUGUUGUUUAGAUGCACAGUUUGUAAGAAGUUUGAAGGGAAACCGUAUAAGGUUCCACAAGCUCCACUCCUGCCUAACUACAGAGUGAAAGAGGCGCCUGCAUUCUCGUACAUCGGUUUGGAUUAUGUUGGACCUCUUUUUGUGAAGUCUACCAGUGACGAAGAAUGUAAGGUCUGGAUUUGUUUGUUUACUUGUUGUUCUACGAGGGCGGUCCACUUCGAGGUUGUGCCCAAUAUGACUUCAGAGGCAUUUCUGAGGUGCUUCAGAAGAUUUGUAGCUCGUCGUUCAAGGCCUUCUUUAGUGGUAUCAGACAAUGCCAAGACCUUCAAGAGUGCUUCUAAGGAGCUUGAGAAGAUUACAAAUGAUCCCAGUGUUGCUAAGUACUUUGCCCAAGGGAAGAUCGAAUGGUCCUACAACUUAGAGAAAGCCCCAUGAUGGGGAGGCUUUUACGAACGACUUGUCAAGUCACUGAAGAGAUGUCUUAAGAAGACAAUCGGCCGAGCCAAGCUUUCCUAUGAUGAACUUGUAACUGUUGUUACAGAAGCUGAAAUGAUCUUAAAUUGCCGACCCAUUUCAUAUGUCUCUUCUGAGGACCUGGAAGAACCCCUCACACCGUCCCACCUCAUUGUUGGUCGAAGACUCGGCGCCCUUCCUGAAAUAGACAGUCCUGCAGAUGCAGACUUCAGAAUUUCGCCGGGCGACCUGAGCAGAAGAGCAAGACACCUUGAUAUGAUUCUGACUCAUUUUUGGAAGCGUUGGAGAGCAGAAUACCUUCUUGAAUUACGAAAUGCCCAUAACCAAUUGAAGAAGACGGCGGGAUCAAGGGUAGUGUGUGUCGGAGAUCUGGUAUUGGUUCAUGACGAAACCCACCCAAGAUCUUAUUGGAAGAUGGGCAAGGUGGAACAGCUUCUGAUGAGCAAGGAUGGGCAGAGUAGAGGUGCUGAGGUCAGAGUCCAAGGGAGAGGAUCAAGUGGAGGUGGACUCUUAAGGAGACCGCUACAAUUGUUGUACCCACUGGAAGUAAGCUGUUCUACGAAUGAAGCAGCUCCUCAGGAACAAGUACUUGAAUCACCGGAACAGCCGACGCAAGGUCGAGCGAGAGGAAAUCGAGAGCGGCGAAGAGCUGCAGUCGAGGGAGAGCGAAGAAGAAGACAGUGGAUUGCUGAAUUACAAGACGAACAUUAAGUUUGUUUAUGUAUUCUGAACAUUGAACAGUUUUUUUUGAGAGAGACUAUAUUCACUGAGUUAUAUCAUUAUUAUUUUUUAUUUCUUUUCGACAUUUGAUUCUAGGUAAAGAAGGUGGACCAUUCUUCAUGGUCCACGGGGGGGGGAGUGUGCGCGAUGACGUAAGAGUUUAGGAGCGCACUAGGCCUUCUGGGAGAGAUCCGAAAAACGUGUUGCGUUCUUGUAGCCAUCUUGACGAUCUUUGAACCUUUAGUGAAUUGAAUCUGUGGAAUCCUGUGUAAUCCUUUAGAAGUUGGACCCUUCAGAGUGUUGUAACCUUUAGGAAUCGAGCCUGACAAUCCUUGGAAUAAAAUACAGUUCAUAUUCGCCUACAAAUAACAAACCUGUGACGGUACUUGCCUUGGUAGAGAGUUCCCGUAAAAAGGUUAAAAUAGCAAAGGAUUACAAGCUUAUGAAUUGCUCGGUCGUAGAGAGUUUUCGCAAAAACGUUAAAAUGGCGAAAAGUAGUGGUAGCCUAGUCCGUCCACAACGAAAGCGAGAGGGUCAGAAAAUUUCUACGAUUGUUUCAACUUGAUCGUGUUUCAAAUUGGUCACGUUUCGCUGACAAGUGCUGACACUUACCGCCGUGAUUCCUAUUGUUUAGCUCGAGUUUUCCAAAAUCUGCCUGCCCCACCCAAGCAAUACGGCGUCUUUGAUGUUUUUUGCGAUUUUCAAAGUUUUUUCCAACUUGAAAACUUGGGGUCGCACUUGGCAAUGUGCCACGAUGACAGAUUUUUACCGCUGGGUAAACAAAUUCUUCCAGAAAUUUGCCAAGUGCGACCCAUGCCUAUAUGUGAUUCGUUUUUUGUUUCAUCAGGUAAAAUUUAGUACACAGGGCAUAAUUCUUUCCAAAAAUUAUUAAUAUAGUAUGUUUUCUGCAGAUAAGCGGAAAAUUAAUGCAUGGAAAUGAAGAAAUUGUUCUUUCUGGAAAGGAACAUGUCAUCAGUGCACCUUUACACACAUCCACUAAAAGGUACAUGGAAAUUUCCAGGUACCUUUACGCAGAUAACAAGGAAAGGAACACGAAAAUUUCCAUGUACCUUGACGCGCCAUAUAACAUGGAAAGGAACGUAGACAUUUUCAUGUACCUUUACGCAGAUAACAUGGAAAGUAACAAGGAAAUUUCCAUGUACCCUUACGCAGAUAAAAUGGAAAGAGGAACAUGGAAAUUUCCAUCAACCUUCUCAGUCAAUGUGCAAGCGAGAACCCCGUGAGAUACAUAGAAAAGACGCCAGAAAAUAAUAAAAAAUGUUUUUCUUUACGUUUUGAAAACUUCUACAUAGCCUUAUGGAAUUUUUAGAAACCAAAAGUCUGUAUAUUUCCAAUUAUUUGUCCAUUUGGUUAGCCUUGUCCAUCAAGGUCUCCGCUUCCUGCUGCGCCACAAGUAAUAUCACCCAUCAUGUGGUUACGCAAAAUUUACUUGAAAACAGGCAAUAGGCUUAUAGGAAGGGAAAGUCAAUAGAACUGCUUUUAAUGUAGAAAGAAAGCGUUUUGUGGGAAUACUGUUUGUCGGUUUCAGUAAAGCUCUCGACACAGUGUCGCACAAUAUAUUACUACAAUAGCUCAACGACCUUGGAAUCAGAGGAGACAUCUGGCUGUGGUUAAAGAACUACCUUACAGAACGAAGAACAUUCGCCAGAAUCAACGAAUGCGACUCUGAUACACACAUUAUAACUCACGGAGUGCCGCAAGGGUCGGUCCUCGGACCCACGCUAUUCUCGCUCUUCACAAAGGACCUCAAAAAAUCACUACGCUCUGCAAAAACUUAUCUGUAUGCAGACGACAAAAAAAUAUACUGUAUCGCAGAAACGAUGGAUUUGCUAACAAACACACUAAACAAUGUUCUAGCUGAACUCCAGGAAUGGUGCGACAGAAAAUUGAUGAUACCAUACCCAGAAAAAUGUAAAGCAAUGAUCAUGCAGAGGAAAUCAACACUAGGGACUUUAAUAUAGUUUUACUAUGGACUACGACUACGAUUAAACAUGCUACUGCGCAUGAUCAGAACCACAGGACUGUUCAUUUUUUCCCACGUAGUCCGGCGGCUACGGUGAGUUUUUGAGCUGUUUUGCGUAGUCUACGGAGAACUACGGAGAACAUUUUGCUCGUAUUUUGGCGUCUCGGUAAUACUAGAGUCUCAUCUUCUCGUAAAAAGAAGUUUUCAAUUCACCUACUUUAAGCGAGAGGGAAGCGAAAUACGUAAGUGGUGUCUAAUUUCUGCUCAGAUUUACCGACGCUUUUAAUAUACUCGAACCACUACAUUUUUAUCUAAAACUAUCCUUAUAUUUUACUACGCUUAGCCGUUUAUACGCAGAAUUCAGAUUGACGGUCGAGAACUGAAAUCAUACAGGUAAUUUACUUUCUUUUCGCUCUUGAAAGGUUUCAAUGUUUGUUCGAAAUGAUUAGUGUGUCUCUCUACUUAUGUAACCUUUGUUUAAGAGAGUUUUUAUAUCGCAUUUGUUAAAUGAAAAUGAGAUAAACAUCUUUGAGAUAAUCGAAACUUGGCAGUUCGAUACUUCAAACUACAUCAGUAAUCGAAGAAGUUCAUCUUCUAAAUCUAAUAAAUGAACUAUUUAACUAUUUCUAUUUAUGUCUUUAAUAAUUGACAUAAGUAUUCAUGGGCGAAAAAAGGAAAACUGUGUAACCCGACUUUGUUCACCAGUUUCACCCAUCGUAAUGGCUUCCCCAAGAAUGGAAGAAUUUGUUCAUUAUUCUAAAGAUAAGAUCACAUAAAAAAUGCUUUCAUUUUUGUGAACUGAACAUUAAAACAAGAAAAUCUUUACGUGUUGUUUCCCUCUCCGCUUCGUCUCUAGUAGGCUUCUCUCUUUACUGCAACCUUAACGUUCUAUAUUUGCACCACUUAACCCAGAGCUACAAACAAAGGACAACGCUGGUCCAGCCGUAGUUUGUAGUCCCUAGUCACCGUAUCUUAAAGUCCCUAUUUAGCAGAGUUUGUAUUUAAAUGUAUAAAAGAUUACAUCGUCAUUGAAAGAUUUGUUUUUACAGAGGAAUUCAGGCCGUAGAAGAAAUGAGAACAUCAUCCUUCCAAGACCAGAAACGAAGUUUAUCAGAAACUCCAUAAGCUAUAGUGGAGCAAUCGUCUAGAACAGUUCAACGAACAAGGAAACAAGGGCUAAAACCUUGAAAGAUUUUAAACGCUGUGUCUUGCAAAAUUCACACGGAUGUUGAUAAAAUGAAUUUCCAACCUACUUUAGCUACAACCAAUAACAGAGAUAUCGGUUACAAAUAUUUUUAACAGUUUUAAUUUACAAUUGUACAUUUGCACAACCUAUUUUAGUUACAACUAAACACAGAGAUAUCGGUUACAAACAUGUUAAACAGUUUUUAAUUUUUAAUUGAGCUAAACGACUACUUUGCCGAUUUGUGUGCUGAUGACGCAUAUACGAAACCUGUACCAGCUAUUGUGGAUAAGAGCUUAGAAGCCCCUCAGAUAUCAGAAAGACACGUGUGGAAUUGCUUACAACAUCUGAAGAAAACCGCUAUGGGACCAGACCUCAUUCCCUUUUGGAUUUGAAGGGAUCACGCUGAGAUCUUCACAAGUGUCAUUCAUAAGAUCUGGAAUGUUUCCCUGAAAACUAGCUAGUGGCCCUCCUCGUGGAAAAGGGCCCACGUGACGCCCCUUCCUAAGAUCGACAUCCCUAAGGCAAGCAGGACUUCAGAGGAAUUAAGAUCACGCCUGUAAUUGCACGCGCGUUCGAGAAAUCUGUGUAUAACACCCAUGCACGAGAUAUUGUCGAACAGCAUCUGAGUUCAUCACAGUUUGCUUAUACGACAGGGGGGAGUUGCACUGAUGCGCUCUUGAGCAUGCAGCACACCAUCUACAGCUAUUUAGACGAGCAAGACUGCAAAGCCGUCCGAGUAUUUGCAACGGAUUUUAGUAAAGCAUUUGACUGUGUCAAUCAUGAACUCCUGUCAUCUAAGCUUAGGCAGUUGCCAUUGAAUCCCCUUAUUGUGAACUGGUUUUUAAGCUUUCUCGAGAAACGCCAGUAGCGAGUAGUUUAUAACGGUUUUGAGGGACAGUGGCGUGAGGUAACUAGGGGUACGACACAAGGUAGUGUCAGUGGGCCAUAUCUUUUUAUCGUGUUUAUUAAGUAAUGGUCCAGCUAAGAAGCAGGCAGAAAAACAAUAGCCCGCGGCAAUAGCGUCAGUUAUUUUUCAGGCGCUAGUUUCUCUAAUCAAAUUAAAUCUGAAUGCUCUGAUUGGUCAAUACAGCGAAAAGUGCGAAAUUUGAAUUUCAGAGUUGAAUUAAGAUAGCUUAAGACUCAUUGGAACAACUUUUUAUUUCAUCUAUUGCUUUAAUUGUUAUGUUAAAAAAUAUAAUUUAUGUAAAAUUUAAAAGAUUUCUAUGUGCCAAACCCAAGGAAGUUAAACUGAUAUGAAAUUACAUGAAGAUAAGCACAGUGUUACAUCAAUCAGCGACAUUGGAACAACAUUUACGUCGGCUCUCACAAAAGAAAUGUCAAAACCACGAUCGUAAACAGCAGCAAUUCACUCUCACGUGGCGAAUCUGGCGAACGCGCCAAUGUCGCGCGUUCAUAUUCGGCCAUCAUACAGAACAACAACAAGUACACAAAAUCAAAUCUAAAUGUUAUCUAAAUGUUCUGCUUUUGAAAAAAAAGAUGAUGUUGCCCAGAUAGAAAAAAAUUCCUGCAUGUUCGGAGAAGUGGGUUUCAGAAAAAGCUCUCCUACAGAUUAUCUGUUUAGAAGGUUUUGAUAUUACCCUAUAAAAAUCCUUCUUACAAUCUCUCUCGUCCUUGGAAAAAAUAAAGGCAAGCUACAGUUAGGCUCGCUAAAUCUUCCGUAGCAAGAGAAACUCAAACACCAGUGACAGCUAUUUAUGAUACCUAAGCGGCUUCCGUCUCGGUAUUCGCCGUCUCAGAACUCAAAGGUACAAAAUGCAAGCGUGUCACAAAUUUCAAUUCGCUCACUUUAACUUAAGGUCCACGGCGAACUUCCAUUUCGCUUGAUGAAGCAGUUUAGAGAGAGAAAAAAUCGAAUGAGAGAUGGGUAAAGAUACACGGAAUAUGGAAGUUUCGAAAAGGGCAAACACAUGAAUAGCACAUAAUGCGCGCGGAGGUGCGAAAAUCUAUUGAAUUCAGCUUAACUCAAGCUCCAGUGUUCUACAUCUCUUCGAGAAAUAAAUUCAUCCUUGUAAAAACAACAAAUCUUUCGCUUUCUCCUUUUAUGCCCAACUGUACUCCAAUUUCUAGCGCCACAAUUAUUCCGAUCUCCUCCUGAUCCGGCCUGACAACGAAAACAACUACGCCGGGCCCAAAUUUCGACAUAGCGACUCGGCAUGUCGAGGGCCGCAGCAAACCAUGUUUAAGAGCAUUUUGACGAUCACUCCGAUGAUAAAAUACAGUAAAUUUGAGAUAAAUAUUCAAUAAAGAAAAAAUGCAGAUUUUUAACGAAGAAAUUGACGAGAUUUCUUCGGGUAAAAGACAAAUUUCCUAACAUCUCAAGUGUAACACUAAGAUGGGGUCACAAAAAGGUCGCGCGUGUGUUGCACGUUUUCCGCUCUAACUUUUGAUUGGCGCAUAGAACAAUGCUGAAACUUGGCCGUGAGGUAUAAGACAGGAGAAUGGGGAAAAUAAAGCUAAAAAAAGUUGUUUUUGUCACGUUUCUGACUGUUUUUUUGGCGAUUUUUGGAUUCCGGCCAAUCAGAACGCUUGAUUUAAUUGAAAUUAAUGAUUAAAAGUUAGCACCUUUUCAUCACUUUUGCCGUUCGCCUGCCUACCUCUUACACGGACCAUUACUUAAUGAAUUAGAAAUCAAUCUAGAAGGUCGCCCAGCCUUGUUUAAAUAUGCUGAUGAUUCUACAAUUAUCGUCCCUUUUUGGGGAAACGGCCAGCGUCGCACUGACUUGGUGGAUCAGUUUCUUAGCUGGUCCAGCCGCAAUCGCAUGACAUGCAAUCCAACAAAAUGCAAGGAGAUUAUUUUCCCUAAGAAAGGUUUCAGUCAGGACAUCGCGCCGGUUAGUAAUAUACCGCAGUGCGUAGAGUUAUCCAUAUUAGGUGUUACUUUCCAACAAAAUUGUAAAUACAGUAGUCACGUGCGCGUAAAGGUAAUAAGGGCGAACAAGUCAUUAUUCGUAUUAGGAUCUUUACGUAAGGAAGGAAUGUCCCAGGAGGAAGUAGAUCACCUUUUUAACGCAAUAGUUUUACCAAAUUUUUCUUACACUCUGCCGGUUUAUUGUGCCUCAGAUUCCGACCUUUCUGUAAUACAGAAUUUUUUAGACCGUGUAUGAAAAGAAAGUUUAUGUCCAAGAAUGUAAAUAUCAGGGACUUGCUAGAGAAGGCGGACAAGACACUCUACAAAAAAAGAUCGAAUGAUCCCGAAUGUCCGUUCUUCCAGUUUUUACCUAAGGAAAACAACACGAGGCACCAUCUUAGAAAUACAUCAGUCUCUGUCCCUAGAAGCUACACUGACAGGUUUAAGAACGUUUUUAGUAACAGAAUAAUUUUUAGAUAUGAUAUGUAAAUAUUUUUUUGAGUUUAUAUUGUAACUUAGGAUAUGUAAUUUUAUCUUAAGAAAUAAAGAUUAUUAUUAUUAUUAUUAUUAUUAUUAUUAUUAUUAUUAUUAUUAUUAUCUGUACAUGUGCUUCCAGUACUCCUUAUUUUUUAGCCUGCAAAGCAGGCGUAUGUUGGAGCGCGAUCCAUGAUUUGUUUUCGGGAAUGACGUUGUUUCACCAUCUUGGACGUUAAUACUACCAGAGAGUUGGGACGAGUCAAAAACUGAUUUUAAGGGAGAGGUUGAUGGGUUUAAAAUAGAGGAGGGGGAGAGGGAAGGGAGGGGAACACACCCUGUUGCAUUUUGGGAGUUGUUGCGCAAAAUUUGAAAUCGGUCAAACAUUUAGCUACGUGUAAUUGGACGCAAUUGCGUCCGUUUGCACGUAGUCUUAAUGCCCUAUUUGGCAUUAAGGCUCAAUGUGAUCCAUACCUCUAGGUACAUACACGGCAGUGGGCAUGCAGUGGCUCCAAUACCUUGGUGACGUGCAAUUGUGGAGUGGUGCUACGAGAUCAUAACGAUGUCAUAGAAUUUAACUGCUGUAAUGAACCCCUCUAUUUCGACCAAGUGACACCCAUUCGUGUGAAAGUGAAAAGCAAACGACGCCUAUCACCUGGAAUUUCAAUAACGCAGACCCAAAUCAGUUCUUAUGUCGCGUAUAAGGUAAGUUUGUUAUUACAAAGUACCACACUCUCUUUGAUUUGUGGAAUAGAGCAUAUCUCUUUAACUUUCGCCGUCGGGUUUCUCGAACAGUCGCAAAGCGUUUUUAACAAAUCAACGUUGGGAGAAAAUUUCAAACUGUUAUUGUCACGGUCGAGAUCUAUAGAAAAAGAUGAUUAGCUUGCACAUUGAUGGUAGAAUAUCACAUUCCUUUAGUUGCGCCUGAGAAAGCUAAAUCUUUUGAAAGUUAGCUAAGAUUCCGAAGAUAUCGCUGUCACGAAAAACUUACUUACAAAUAGAUAUAAUUUUCAUUCGGAUUGAUUGCCAAGUUUUCUAUGCAAAAAACGAAAUGUGUAAUAACACUCCCUUUAGGCUGAAAAUGUCCUAACAUUCAAUUUUGUUGUAAUUUCCAUAAGGGGACGCUCCCCUUAUUAGUUACUUUUUCUUAUCAAAGGACACCUUCUUGAGAUCUUCGAUACACCCCUGCUGUGUUAAGUAGAAAUAUGUUAAAACAUCACUAGACCAGUAUUAUUUAUGGCUUUGGUACUAAUUAUUGCUUAAUUACUUUGUUAUAUUCUGAUUAUAUAUACAUAUACCAAAUCAUGUUUCGUUCAUAUUAAAACAGUCCCAGAAAGACCUAAAAGAUUAUUGUUGGUGAGACAGUUUGCCUACAUCCUUCAUUAACGAGAAACUUACAUGUUACCCCUUCAGUAACCUUUUUCAUGACUAAUUGUUGUCUAAAACCUAUAAUCACACUCUUCUCUUGAUUCUGGGUAAUUUCUUUAAUGAAUAAUCAGAUCAGUUUUCGCAACCAUAGUUACCGACUGUCAUAAAAACUGAUGUUGCAUCAAAAAAAUAUGUACGUCUACUAAGAAGAAAAUUAUGUCACAGGUUCAAAGAUGAUUACUUAACUUGUUUUGAAAUCGAAUUGGCGCAAAACCUUUAGAAUGUGGUUUUCGACCCGAUUUCCAACUCUCUAAAGCCUGCGAAUGAACACAAACCGUGCAGUAGAAAACAACGACAACAAAAAGGAAGUUGAGAAGGAAAUCUUUGAAGGAAGUUAGCAAUGUAUUAACCACAGCAUUUACGCACAACAGCGAGAGUGGAAAAAAAAAGAAAAGAAAUGAGGCAGCACUUCAGCACUCCGCUCAUUAGAAGCGUCUCGCCGCUGGUGAGUGAGAAGACGUCUGGUAUCCAGGGUAAUAAAGUUUGAAAUUUUUAAAACCUACCCUUUAAGAAACAAAGAAUUUUCCUAGUGCUGUUUUGCUUCUUCUGCCGAGAAUUACCAUAUAUUCUGCCGUUAAUAAUCCAGGUGCUGUUUCCUUCCGGAGUCAAAGUAACAGUUUAUCGCAACAAUUACGGGCUGAACAUCGAACUGUAUACCCCGCGAGCUAAGCAAAGAGCUACUGAGUCAGGACUGUGCCUGUAUGACGACCAUGUAGAACCAGAUGUUAAGCAGUAUGGGUACAGAUUCAGGUAACUGCGGUGCCAAGGGUACGUGCGCGCUGAGUACCAGCUGUCACGUGACUGGCCGUACGCACAUACACUGUGAGUACGUCCAAACAAAUUCUGAGGGAGGGGUAAGAGUUCCAAGGCAUUCAGCUUUACGACUAUAUUUACCCAAGAAAUCGUUAUUGUUGCGCGGCUACGAAGCUCCUUUCAUUAACCAAAGCAAUUUGUGUUAAUUUUACCACAUCAGGAGCACAUCACCCAAUUUCAAAUUGUUUACGAAAGGGCGAGAAUUGUUUCUUCCAUUCCUCCUUAAAACCACCACCUAUAGAUAGACAGAUUGAUUCUGAUCUUCUCGUAGUUUUAAACCAAUACUAAGAAGAAAAAUUAUUGCCACAGAGCAUUUGAUUUUCUUUUUUCUUCUUAGUAUUGGUUUAAAACUACGAGAAGAUCAGAAUCAAUAUAAUUCUGUUACGGUUAAUACGGAAAGUAAUAAUUCUUGCAGAAUGUAUUUCGAAGAGCACUCAAUUCAUUUGAUUGAAGAGCAUUGGCUAAUAUAUAGAUUUAACCAGGGCUCAAAGCAAAGCAUCCGUUACUAUACUUAUGAUAAACUAAUAGCAUGAACUCAAAGCAAAUAAAAAAAUAGAAAUAAGCAGCCUUAGGCAUCAGUUCACCUUUAGAGGGAGGGGCUAAAUGAUUAAGAAAAAAUAUCCCGCAAACAAACCUGAAUUGAAAAACAUGUGAAAUUGUAAGUCUCUUUACAGUUAGUAGCAGCAAUUUACAGGUUACGAUUUCUAAGGUUAGUAUUUGUCUUAAGGGGAAGACCUGAAAGGAAGCCCACUUCGGGACGUUUGUCUUCCCGUAAGCCCAUUACAUUUUUUUUCUUUUCUUCUUCUUCCUUUUUUAAACGGGCCCGGACGAACAGUUAUGUGUAGCGUUAACAUUUACACAGCCUCACAAUAUCUGAUAGAAAGUUUUACCGUAAGGUGUACAUUUUCUUUGAGGACAGACCUAUAAUAGGAAAGCAAGCGGUAACCUUUUUCGCUACUCAUAGUUUCAUCCAAUCUGUAACCUACUCAAAUUGUGCGGUUCGUGUUCAUGUGUUGUGCAGUGCAUUGCUGAGAAACGGCAGUAAUUACACCAUAAAUUAAAAAGGUUAAUAAUACAACAACUUACAACUGUAAAAAAAAAAAAAAAAACAAAUUAAGACAAACUCGUGCUCUAAAAGCCGACGAGUCUGUCGUUAGAAUAGAGCAGAAUUCUUUCAUAUUUGAGAUAAGCUCACCUUUUCAGCGAGAAUACAAGCGUCGUAAACAAACAACUGAGAACAAACUUCGCACUGCAGGAUUAUUGAAUGGCCAGUAAUAGGGGAAUAAGAAAAUGAAUAGCAAUUCAAUGGAACAUUUACAAAAACAACACUUUAAAUUCAAGAAUGGGGAGUAGCCCGUUUGAAGUGUUUCUAAAAAUCUUACGAUCUGUACAGUAUGUGGUCCUUGGUCCGGAGGAAAAAGACGAAAAUGAGUAUUUCUUAUCUUAGAAGAGGAGUAGUGAGCUGACAUUUUUCCUGUGAGUUGUCGUAACAUGUAACUAGCUUGUAACAAACCGACAGCUUCUGACCUUUGCCGAAAAUCCUCGCCUACAUCAUAAAAAAAAUGACCGCUCCGUUUGAAGGCCCCUAGUCCGGCCUUUGGUUCCUUGGCCCGGCCACUUUGGUCACUUUGUAAGCCGACAUCAAAAUUGCGCAAAAAGAAACGUUCCAAGCACCAUCUGAUCUAAAUUCCCGAAUAUUUUCUGUGAAAGGAACCCAGGGGUCAUUUCAAAAGUAGGUUGAGUGUGAUCGUCCGGGUGAACGUAGUCCUGAAUAGGACUGUUGUCUCGACUGGUAGGCCUAAGUAAUUGUAUUUGAUGUUUGUUUUUUUUUUUCUGGUUUCAUGAACUCGCGCGUAGUUUAUGCGGCUAGUUUAUGCACAUUUGUAAGAUUUUAGCCAAUGAUCUGACCUAGUAUCAGGUUUGAUAUAAGCUUACAGAACUUUAAAAGAGAGUCUCAAUGGGGUUAACCGACAGGCGUAAAACGGCCGAAAACUUAGUCGAUGGCCAUGAAAAUAGAAAUAUUUUAACCGUUAGGCAAAGCCGCAAAUAAGGUAAAAAAGAUUAGAUUUGUUAAUUUUAAGGAAGGUGCUGGACUCACUUAUGGUUGCGUUUUUAUAUCCCCGCUACUUUGACUCCAUACGCACGUAAGGCCAAUCGCCUAGCUUUAAGGUUUUGACAUAGACCUUGACAUUGACAAUGUAUUUUUUGUUAUAUUUCCAAAUUUAAAUAAAGUUGAAUAGACCUAAACUCCAUUUCCGCCGCUCUCUCGGGGAACUAUUUUUUUCCAUCGCGAAAAUUUGGCUUCUUGCUGGGGAUUAAUGUUUGCGAUUUUCAGGAGGUCGUGCCCUCGAAAUACUAGCGAAACAGCACGCAGAAUGUCACUGUUUGUAAAACACGUUGCCGAUAAACAACAAUUCCUUGUUUUUCUCUGACGCUUCGGUAGACAUAGCCAUGCCUAGUCCCUCUACGGCGUCUUCCCACGCAAUCCUAAAAGGUAUCUGAGAAAAAAAAAAAAAAAACUCGCUGGGACCACGUCGUGACCCGAAACGCAUUAGCCGCGCGGAAUAACGAGGCCAACGGACAAGGCAACAGCAGACGGUCGUUCAGUACAGUCCUUCGCUAUCAUUAAAAGACACUGGACUUGGGAAUUUUGUUAUUGCCCGUUUUCACACUAGAGCUAGAGAUGGACUAUCCGUCUGAGACUAGCCUGUGUACAAUCGUCCCCUCCCCCACAGACACCCCUUCUCCGAUUUUUUUCUGAGAGGACGGGGCGGCUGUACAGAGGCUAUCUGUAACGGAUAAUCUAUCUUUAAACUGUCCGUCAAAAUUGACGAAUAAAGUCAGGUGGAUUAUUCAUUCAAAAUUGAAACCAUUCCAUUUUUAAAUUAAGACGUUUUACCUAUCUGACGCGAAUUAUCAAACGGAUAAGCCAUCUCACAUAAACAAUCCGUCUCUAGUGUGAAAACGGCCAUUUCUGUUAUAAAUGAAUGUCGCGUCCCGGACUUGGUCGUUCGUGUGUCUGCUUUUGUUUUUUGACAAAGAUUAUUAUUAAUAAAUAUCAGAAGUAGAAUACUUUAUAAAAAGUGUGAUCUAUCACAUGUUACAAUUUUUCAAAAGUAUAGUUUAUUUCAUCCCGAGAUGAUCCUAAAACCUUUAUUUUGCUUUAAAGAUACAAAAACAUACAGGCUCAUUAAUAUUUAACUCUUUGAAACAAAAGAAAUUAAUUUUUAACUUUGUUGUUAUCUUUAACUGAAAAAAAUAAGCCGAUAGCCGUAAAAAAGCCAAAAUUUUAGGAUCAACUAGAACUCGAUCCUAAAGACCUAAACUAAAAAAAAAAAAAAUCCUAAAAACUUAAAGUUUAGGUUUCUGGCAAAUUGCCCACCUACCCUUUCCUUAAGCUAACACUUUGCUCUAGAUAAGAGGUAAGUGUUAACGUUAGCUUAAGGAAAGGGUAGGUGGACAGUUUCCCAGAAAUCUAAAUUGAUUCAGUUUUAGUGGAUAACCGUAAAAGCCACCACCCCAUUGAGUCCCUCUUAAAAAACCUAUAGAUAUUUUCUGACCGCAAAUAGAAAGAGAACGUUCCGAAGAGCAUUAAGUUAUAAUUUUGGCUGUAAAAAGAAAGCUUUGAGCAAUUUUCUUGCCUCGAGGAUCCUCGAGUUCAUCUUGAAAAAUAGCAAACACCGGGAGGUCGGAUUAAACAUAAAUCUGCAAGGUUAAUUACUUACAUGACUCAGCUAGAUUUUUAGAGACACUUUACUCCCAAUACUUGUAUUCGUGAAUGAAAAUUUUUGUCUUUGUAACCGUUUCACUGAAUCAUAUUUCUUUUAUUGAUAAUGUUAGUAGUUUCUCUCCCAAUUUUCAUCGCUGUGCCGGUUGUUUUCAGUCGUACAUGAACAUCGCUUUCAGGAGUAGUCAAAAUGCCGCGCAUAUCAAGCGCUUUUAAAGAUUACACAUAAUAAAACCAUUAAAUAAAAAAGAAACGUAAUAAAUUUUUUAUGUUGAAGCGUAACUCUAUAAAUGUUUAUUCAAACACGCCGGCUCGCACUGCAAAUUUGGCACUUGUCAAAAGUGAGAACCGGCUGGCUUGUAGGUGAUUUUGGAAAUGUUUUUAACGUUUUCCCUAAGAGCCCAUUAUUACCCUGCAUACCACAUAGGAACAGAUUGUUCUGACUGAACAGUCCCGACAUAAUGGAAUUCUCUUCAUGAAAACGUUCUAUUAUUUGUUGUGCAAGGAAGCGCGUGCUUCGAUCGUCCUGAAUAUUGAACGAGUACAAUUUGUCUUGCAUAAUUGUGAAAAACUCCAUUCUGUCCGAGGUCUGUAUGAUAAAAAACAGCUCAUCAUAGUGCGGUUUACCUCAGAUGUGAUGCAUAAAAAGUUUAACCCUAUUCAGACUGGGCUUUUUUGGUCAAUCUGUGACUGGGGGGGGGCUCCUCGGACCCCCCCCCCCUCUGUAUCUCUGGAACCAAUAAUGCUAGGGUCAUGAAAUUUACACACAAUGAUCAUCUCCGUACAAAGAAGCCCCACACCCAGUUUUGACUUUCCAUGCCCAAUGAUGACGUCACAGUGACGUCAUAUUCCGAUUUUUCAAUGUUUCUUAUUAUUUUUUCUACUUAGAUACGUAAAAUAUCAAUAAUAUUGGUAAAGUCAUCUCUUUGUUAUCCUUUCUUAUGAACUAAUAACAAGGAAACACUUGUACAGCGAGAAAAAGCAAUAGGAAGCAAAAAAAUUUAAAACUUGAAAUGGUUGUCCGCCAUCUUGCAUCCGCCAUCUUGGAUCCGCCAUCUUGGAUCUCCGUUUUUUUGUUGAAAUUAUAAUUUAAAGCAACUUUCAAAGGGAAAGAAAGCUCAGAAUGUAUAAAAGAAGUAUCAAACUAAUGUUUAUUACCCAAACAAAUGACUUUGGAAGUGUUAUUUGGAAAAUAGAGCACCAUAUUUGUCAAAGCAAAAAAGUGACAAAUUUUACCCCACCCCUCCCCCCCAAAUAUUCGAUGUUGAAACAUUUUGAUGUAAUUCAAAAACUAGUCCCAAGCAAAGACCAUUUUAACAACAAAAAGCACUAUAAGUGUAAAAACGCGAUCUUAAAACAAAAAAAUCACCAUUUUUUAAAUUUUCCAAAACCUAAGUGUCAGAAACUGGUUGCCAUGGCAACAUGUUUAAUCACAUGGACAUGGUAAUUAUACCAAAAUGUUCCUAGAUAAAUUUUAGGAAAAGUCAGAAAAUUUGAACGUCAUAGCUCUUUCGGUGUAGGAGUUAUCACGAUUUUGCCGGAGGGGGGUUCGAAAAGCCCCCCCCAGUCUGAAUAGGGUUAAAAGGCUGGUGUAUACGCCACCAGUUUUGUUGGCAAGAUUUUGUAAAGUAUAAACUUCUCGAAAACAAAAAAUUCGGCAUGGUUUUUUAUUUUGGCCUCCCUUUUAGACAGAGGAAUGCAACCUAUAAAUUACAACAUGUAAAUUGGCUGUCGCCGAGGACAAUCGUAUCUUAUAACCGGCCUUUCUAGCAUAAAAUUGUAUUUCGGGGUUGUCCAAUUAACCCUAUAAAAUAAAGGUGAUGUAGGUGGGCGACUGGGCUAUUUUGUUUGAUGAUUGCUAUUUUUUUGGGUGUACAUGUAAGACUAUUCAGUGAUUCGACGUAAGAUUCGUUUAACUCUUGAACUGUUGGCAAAUUAUUUUUCUCUAAAAUCACGUAGCCUUCCCCUCCAAAGUCACUUGUGCCAACUGAUUUGGUGGAUUACAAGUUUAUUGUAAGCGCGCGUGCAAAGCCCCAUAGCAAGGUAAAUCUACCCAUCCUAGAAAAUUUGGUAAUCGCGUGACCGUUCACCGCCCGAGCGACCAACCGUCCAACACCACAGGCAUGCCAAUGUAAAAUAACUCAAUCAACAGGCAUGGCAACCCAAAUGACAUUCGAGGUUAUUUUGGCGGUAAAUAGCAUAGCCACCCGCGUCUUGUAAAGCAGAGACAACUAAAGAGUCAAUAAAGACGAAAACGGAAAGCGGAAAUUGUUUCUGUAUCCAGGGUGUCUAAAGUAUUAAGCUUAGAUUAAUUGUCACGUCCAAAAAUUUGCAAUAUAGAGCAAGAAAAAGAAAGAGGAAAAAGAGAAAAUAAGCGGCAGGCCAGCAAAGCCUAGAAAAAAAAAAAGACAAAGGAGACAUUUUGUUGUUGGAAGAACUACAUGAAAAUUUUGCAGCGGCGGUGACCAAAUGAGAAAUGCUAGGAGCCACGAAUGCAAGAUGAAAAUGAGCGGCAGUGAAGAAAAAGUGAACGAGAAAACGUACGACAUUUCCUCCAAAAAACGUGUAACUACUAUCCUGUUUACGUGGAGGUGGGGGAACCCCAGGUAGGUGAGGUAACCCUUCUGUCCAUAUAAUCUCUCAUUUUAAAUGUGAUCACGUUUACAUGUUAGGUGGGGUAACGGGCCACAUGUUACCUCACCUACCUGGGGUCCCCCACCUUCAUUGUGCAAAACAGCGGCAAAGAAGUGUACAAAAAAAGUGUGCUGCCCGUGCAAAGUUGCUUUUUUGUUAAUUAGACCUUUUGUUGUUUUUCACCGUUCUCCGGCGUUGCUUUCGCCGCUUAGCAUUACACGAUUCUAUAGAGUGUUUUCACAUGACGUCACGGCGGCCGUAUUGGUGUCCCAAACAAAUCCUGUGGGAGUUAAACUCUUUUCUUAUGCAAAUGCUUACUUUUGUUCCAAUAAAUUUGGAUAGAUGAUGGCCAAGUGACUGAAAACGCUCUAUAGUUUGUUUGAACAAGCUUAAAUAUUAUCGAGAGCUUCACUUUUAGCCCUGGCUUAAUCUAUAUGUUAUUAUUACCUGGUACUGUGAUUUAUUUGACUACGCUUUCUUUCAUGAAUUAAGUGCAGCUUUCUUUCUUUCUCCAAUUAGCUCAACCGUAACGCUUUUUCUCGUCUUUCUUUUUCUUCUUUUUUGAUUAUGGUUUUUAGGUUAAAUCAUACGGAAAGCUUCUUUGAUGUACUGCCAACUCGGAUAAAUGAUGCUGGCGUGAGAUACGAUAUACCUUGUUCCUGUGAUAAACAAGAUGAGCACGGUAACCCGGAAUGCAAAAAAGAACUUCCAACGCAUUAUUUCAAUAUUCUAGAUCAGCAAGGAAGAGUUGUCGUACCCUCUGGCCCCGGAGGACAGGGAAGGGAAAAGAGAAACGUGGAAGAUUCAGAUGAUUUAACAGAUGAAGAUUUUGACCUGUUUCAACGCGUAAAUUUUGGUUCGGGCGUUCAUAACCGUCUCAGACGAGCAGCACCAGCUAUAUCCCGAUUCUCAAAGAAAAAUUCAACGCAUUACUGCAGGAAAUUGAUUGCAGAUACCAAAAUCGGCAAGAGCUGUGCCAAAGUAGGAAGUAAUGUCCAAGCGCUCGUUAACUCCUGCUCUAUAGACUUGGAGGUAAAAAGGUUUCCAUUUCGUUUGUUUGGUUAUUGUUGCUUUGAGUCCAGUCGUUAGUGGGAUUCCGGAUUUCUUGAGCUGUUCUCCGGAUUCGAAAGCCCAGGAUUCCGGACUCCACAAGCAAAACUGAUCAGGAUUCGAGAAUCCAGCCGAUUCCUUUGCAUGGGGCGACCUUCGACUUCUCAAAUUUUAUCGAUACGUUUCUGUACCACCAACUGUGACGCGAACUGGGACUUUUGCCAAGACAUUAUUUGACAAUCUGGAGCCAGCGGCAUGUAAACUCUUUUAACAGAAUUAUGCUCUCUGUUUCAAUCAGGAGCGCAACGCGAUCAACUUGGAAGAUAAGAAUAUUCAGGGGCGUAGCUAGGAUUUUUCAAGAGGGGGAGUGGGGGUUCACGCUGUGUCACACCCAGGGUACUUACCAGAUUGGCAUGUUGACAUCCAGGCGGUUUUUUACUAAAAAGGACAUUUUUUUUCGAUCAGCAGUGGGCGUAGGAAGAAGGACAAGCCUACAAGAUAGCUGCAUAGAUUAAUUAAGUUCCACGUAGAAUAAAUUACUCUAUUUUAGUUUAUACGAAAAAGAACAUUGUCCACUGCAGAUGUUCGGUCCUGCAAAUGGAGUAAGCAACUAUCUCGCACUGGAAAAGAUUCAUUGCAUGUUGAUUCUUGGGAUUCGCGUGUUUUGGCCACUUCACGUAUAGGGACAUAAAACAAUUACCUGACAAAGGGGGGUCACAGGCACCCCAGGUCACCCCCAGCUACGCCCCUGAUAUUUGCAGUUCAAGUUCGAGAAACAACAGUGCUAUUAAAAAAAAAUGGCAUGAAAACCGCUCAAUACGAAUGACUCAAAGAUAGUUUUCCGGUUUUAUUUCAGUUCUCAGUUGCUUCUCGAAUUCUCUGUAAUUGCGUAUCUACGUCUGGAAUCUCUAUCAAUGGCGAAACAAGCGCUUGACUUGGCAGCGUAGAUAAAUAUCCUUAAAUCUGGAUACAAUUAUCUGACGAAAAGAACAGUCACAAGGGAAAGGCAAUCCUGGGAAAUGGGAACAGACCCAAACAGUCAUUGCAGUAUUUUUGGUGCUUCGUAGGGUCUGCUCGCGUGCUUUCUUGAUAUUUUUUUUUCUGACAGGUCACAACUCAAUCAGCAUUCGUGAAAUAUUUCAGGUGUUACGGUUUUCUGAGCUUGUGAUAGUUGCUGAUAAGAAUGAACUACCACAUGUAUCUUCUUUAUAUUUCAGCUGACCGGCGAUACCUCGUUUGCUCUUUCUGCUGUUACGUUGCUGAUGAAUGAAUGUGGUGAAAUUAUUGGGAGAAACAUGUCUUCAUACGUUAAUGAAAGUGGUGAAGAGAAACCUGAAAUCCCUCCCGAAAUGUCAGAAAUUGUUGAAAACCUAUGUCCAAGUGAUUGCACGUUCAAUGGGAGAUGCGUCCAUCGCACUUGUAUUUGCAACCACGGAUUUACAGCAAAUGACUGCUCGAUAUCGAUUUAUCAAAUACCAGAUAUUUCAAUGUAAGCUUUUAAUAUAUUUGAAUAAACUUAUUUAGUGAUUUAUAAGUUUCAUGAAAGAAUCGAAAUAUUUAAAGUAAAGAUCCGCUUUCACUGACAUUAAAACGUUUAAGCUGCCAACUUAAAUUUAGGAAAGUGGCAAGUAAGUCAAUUCCAAAAAUGUUGCCUUCGCCGGAAUUGUUAAGCGGGGUGAAGGAAAAUCUCCAAGCUAAGUGAUUCCAGAUCAUAGAAUAUUAAAAUAAAUCUUGUUUAGUGAGUUCAGUCAGUGAUGUUUGAAUCUUUUUGACAAAGGGCAAGCUAGCACUCUAAACGCCAGCUUUUGCCAGUGAAUCCUUUUGGCACUCAGGCAGAGAAAAUUGACUAUAUAAAUUAAUUGCCUUGUGACAUUGGAUGUCGAUUUUUUCGAUUAUUUCUUACAUACAUGGUUCCUUUUCUAAAGACUUAUCCUUAGGAACAAUCAUUACGCUGUUUAUCCCAUAGGUUACAAGGAGAUGGUUUGUGUGAUAAACGUAAACGGCUAUGUAAGAAGGUGUCUGUAAUGGGAUCUGGUUUUCUAAAUUCCACAAACAUGACCUGUCAUGUCAAAGAAUUUACGGUAACUCUUUCAACGUUUUCUAUUUUGUUAUUUCAGUGCUUCUACGUUGCUCUUGUUGUUGUUGUUUUUUUCCAAGGCAUAUAAAUUGACCUGAGUUCUUCACAAUCCAUGUAUAUGCUUGUGGGGGCAUAGACUUUCAAUGGUUACAAACACGACAUAUCUUAAUUAUACAAUUUGUCGUUUAUCGUUUUACGCUCUUGGUUUCUUUUAGGUCACAAACAGCUCCUGGACACCAAAACAAACAGAAAUUAGAACAACUGGUGUAAUGACCGACUUGGUGUUGGCAGAAUGCCAUUUGCCUGAGUCCCCUGUGAGGCCGGGAUAUUACCAUGAAAUCACUUCAGGAACACCUGCUGCUGGAUUGGUUAUAUCCAUGUCCAAUGACGGCGAACACAAGAGCUCUAGGAAUCUCACAUUCAUAUCAUAUGACUCUGCAUGUAUGACUUGCAAUGUCACUACCGGAUGUGUUUUGAAAGUAAGUGCAGUUUGGCAUCAAGAAAACCAGUCGCUAGGGUAUUUAAAAAAAAAACUGAUACGUGUUUUUUCCUUCUCCAUUCCCUCCAGAUUUCAAAAGCGACCUUCGUUUGCUUUUGGGAGAGACCCGUCUUCGUUUUUAAGUGCUUGUGAUCAGUAUCUUCGUUAGGCAAGAUAAUAAGUUUAAACCCUUUUUCUUUCCUUUUUCUUGUUUGUGCAUGUCCAAUUAAAGUAAACAUCCCAUUGAAUGUUUUUUAUAGGCAUGCGUUUUAUGGUUUUUUAUGGUGUAUGGUAUACUGCUGCUCGGUUAGCUUAGUUGGGAGAGUGUUGGUCUUCUGAGCGAUGGGCCGCGAGUUUAAACCCCUUCCGGACCAACAGGAGGUCUUUAAAAAACUGGCGUGACAAUCCUCUCGUGAUUAAACACUUUCUUACUUAAGAUGAACGCGUCAUUGGGCGGUGACGUUAAGCCGCUGGCCUUGUUUCUUUGAUCUUACAUAUUAGUUGGAAGGGGACGUGAAAGGGGAUGACGUUUGAAAAGGGUAGUGGACGUAGAGCCCGGCUUCGCCUUCAGAUGCGAUCUUACGAUAGAGUACACUGUCAUCAGCAAAAAGCUCUGUGCUACAGCUUACACUUAGGGGGAAGUCGUUUAUAUACAGCAGUAAAAAAAGUGGCCCUAAUAUACUCCCUUGAGGAACAUCAGAGGACACAACCAUCCAUACUGAUGAAUGGCCUCCAAUAAUAACUCUUUGUGUACGGUCUGACAGUUAAUCAUGAAGCCUGGAAAACAAAUGACCCCAAAUGCCAAAACACUGCAACUUAUAAAACAAGUGAUGAUGAGAAACCUUGUCGAAGGCCUUUGCAAAAUCCAGAAAGACCACGUCCACUGAGUGACCUUUCUCAAGAGAACUGUACCAUGAGUGUAGCAGCUGAAGAAGUUGAGUGACACAUGAACGAGCUUCUCUAAAACCAUGUUAGCUCUCACUCAGCAGCCUAUGAUGUGUUAAGAACUUCAUAAUAUGUUUAUGGAUGACACGUUCCAAAGACUUGACUAAAAUACUUGUUAGAGAGACUGGUCGUCUUAAAGGUUCGAACGCACCUCUCUUGUUCCUCCACAAUUCAGCCAUUGGCUGGAAAAGAGGAAAACUGCCACUUCGGUGUCCUUUCGUUCUCUAAUUUCCCAUUCUUUCCAACCAUUACUUUGGGACUUUGAUCACUGGCCGUUUUUAAAGAGGGUGUACCUUUAAUACGUGACUGCUUAAUGGAGAUUCAAUUGUAUUGAAACAUUAUAUUUCAUCAUAUUUUUCAGAAAAACUCUUGCUUUAUCAAUAAUUACUGCUUUUCCACAAAUGAAGCCAACCCCAUCAACUGGUGCCAGCAGUGUAUUCCAAAUAUGAGUGAAAGAACUUGGACAAAACGACAAGGUAUUUGCAAUGAAAUGUCGGUACAUGUAUCUUUCAACCUUUUAUCGAGGAGAAAACCCUUUAAUCAGCUGUUUAACCUUCAUAUGUUUCAGUUUAGUUGUUUUCGAAGCGUGCGCUAAACUAAUAAAAAGUUGGCUAAACAUACCACAAUACUUGUGGAACACAGCACACUAUUUUCGAAACACAACACAAACGUCUCGAAAUCAAUGCACAUUUUAUGUUGUUUUAAGACGUACUAACCCAUCAUUACUGACUGUUGGCACGUAGAGGGCCUUGCAAAAUCAUGCCUUUUUGUUUUCUUAACAAUUUCGUGCCUCGCAAGGGGUCUUGUGAUUACCAAAAGCUGAUACAAUUUAUAAUUGAUAUUCACGAAGCCUAACAGAGGAGUUUACGAUUAUGACGAGAUUACAUUUAACCACCCUUGUAUUUAAAAAAAGUCUUUUGUCAGAGGCAUUUCCUCAGCCUGACCAGAAAAAGAGGGAAAAAUGACGCUAUCCAUGUAAAUGACAACAAAAUGGUAAAAUGCGUAGUUUGAUCACAGAAAGCCCAUAGCCAGACGUAUCGAUACAAGAUUUGAAUAUUCAAGCUUAGGGACCGUGCCCGCUCGACAAAAUACCACCUUCUACGGCAAAGACGGUACGUGUACUUAGCCUCCUGUUCAUCACGGUAACAUUUUGUAUCUUCCAGUGAACCUUCCACCUCAGUUUUUGUCCACCAAUAAGUACUUCGCGCUGUCUCAAGAAGAUCUAGAGCUGGGGAUAGACGUUUCAGAUCCAGAAGGCAUGCCUGUCACUUUAACAUUAACAGACGGAAGUCCAACAAAAGCAGUCAUGCGAGGCAACAUUUUAUUAUGGAAUGCCACCGAUGAUGCCAACACACGGUUCUCUCUGAAGGCUACAGAUGCAUGUGGAGCCGUAUCCACAUUAAAUAUAACUGUCAACUUGGUUGCGUGCCAGUGUCAAAAUGGAAGUUGUGUUCCACAUAGAAACAAGCCAAGAGGCUCUGGUUUCUAUGAAUGUAAUUGUAUUCCUGGUUUCACUGGUGCUAAAUGUGAAACUAAUAUCGAUGAUUGCCAGUCAUAUCCUUGUUUGCAAGGUAAAAAAAUAGUGCAGGGAUUUUCAAAUUACCUGAUCAGGAGGCAACGUGACCGAGUUACUAGCGCGUCGGAUACACAGUCUGGCGGUCUCGCUCUGGUCACUUGCUGGAAUUGUUCUCGAUCGUCCCGAGUUCAAAUCUUUGGCUAUGCAUCUUUACACAAUUGAAGCCUUGAACCUUACUAGCUCUUUUUCGUAUAGCCAAGUUCUCGUGUUCCAAGCACUCAGAAAGUGGGAGCGGCGUGUUUAGAUAGUGCUAUGGGCGCAAAUAUUGUGCCCAUGGACUCCAUCGUUGGAUUAGUGCUUCGACAAACGGACCUUUAUACACGGUAAUAUGAAAACUAAUAGUAAGAUUGGGGAGAAAUCCAUUCUUGUAACGGUCUUGUAAGUUAGUUAAAAGAAAAGUGCAAUCGUAUUUGCUGCUUUCGUUUUCUCCAGCAGAGAUACCUGUUGGCAAAUAAACGUAAGUACAAACAGGGAACUAGAAGAAGUAGAAGAAGAAGAAGAGAGAGAGAAAAAAAUCAAACCGCUUACUGGUUUCUCAUUUCACUUUGACGAUCUCUUCUACUUCAUUUGUUUCUUCAGCAGCCCAACUUUAUGAAUUCACUACUUGAUACAUUCUAAAUCACACUAUAUUUUUCAGUCUAUUUAUUCGGCAUUCACAGGGUAUUGUAUCGACGAGGUUAAUCAAUUCAAGUGUGUCUGUAAUCAUGGGUAUGUUGGAAAGAAGUGUGAAAUAGACUAUGAUGACUGCGGAGUGUCUCCCUGUGCCCAUGGUAGGUCAUUAUCACCGGACGAUUGGAAUAAAGUCAUUUAGUGAGAUUUAUAACCUCUCGUGUAUUUUGAAUAUUACAAAUACACGUUUACUCUCAAAGAGUCAUCGCCAAGCCAGAUACAUUGAAUGAACUGACCUGAGUUCUGAAAUAAUGGCAAUUAUGUGUACUUCCCAGUCACUGUGGCUUCGCUCCAGCAACUUGAAUCUUAACGUUAAUGACUGAAAAAAAGGGACGCAAGACGUCACGGAAGAACCGACGCGGUGGCCUAGUUGUUUUGGGAGUGCAGAGCUGGACUGACAUUAUGGCGGAAGAUUUUAUACGUCCUGUGAAGUUGAAAUAGCCUAACUACCGACUAAAAAACAUAACAACAAAUAAAAGACAAAAACCUUAGAGCCAAAGUUACUCGCAUUGAUAGGUUACUAGAUUUUCUUGCCCAUUUUGCUCGCUGCAAGUUCAUAUGUAGCUCUUAAGUCGAAAUAAAACGGUCAAAUUAAGUUUCGUGCAUUAGCAUAAGUAGUUAGGCUUUUGAAUUGGGCAUAAACUACGAACAUAUCAGAAACUAUACAUCAAGAACCAAUUUAUACGUGAAUCAUCUUCUGUUACUAGGCAAUUGUACCGACUACCCAGGAACAUACAGGUGUGCCUGUGAUUCUGGCUAUGGUGGACAGAAUUGCUCCAUUGACAUAGAUGAAUGUCAGUCGUCACCGUGCCGGCACGGUAAGUAAAGUAUUUAAGAUCAAAACAAUUGUAUUCAGACAAACAGGGACUAUUUAACCCACGAGAAGACAUUAAGUCACUUACUAGAUACCAGUUAAACGAGGGAACAUAGCAGCAAUUACAAGAAUCGAGUUAAAACAUUUUUAUACAUGUAGCUAAUAAAGAAGGUUUUAAAGGUCUACGUCAUGCUAUCUGCUAUCUUUUGAAAAAACUAAAACUAUUUUCCAUCAAUUGAAUUCCAAAAAUAACGGUCCAGUUUUGUUUUCUGAGACUAUAUUUGGUAUUUGGGCAUUGAAACUGUUUCCUGUGGUCUGUUGCAACGGAUUUCAAGGAUGGACAUGGAUUGAAAUUUGAAAAAGUUGGGCCAACCUCGUCAAGUUUUAAUGCUACGCAUGCAAAAUCACUAAAACAAAUUGCUAUGCUUAUUGCUCCCUAAUGGAAGUUUUUCGAUAUCUUCAUAAGUUUACAGGAGCAUUUUAUCUAUGGGUAAAGGCAAUAAGUAAUGACUUCAGAACAGAACUGACCUAAACCCGCUGCAAUAUCUUCUUGACAUAGCCCGUUUAAAACCACCACUUAGAAGGCCUUAAUUUAAAAUGAUCAGUGAAAUGCCUUUUUCCAUAUGAAAACUUUUUCAUGUAUGCAGUAUACCUGUGUUCUUUGUUUUACCCCAUUUCAAAUACAGGGACCUGUGUUGAUCAGAUAAAUGGAUACAAAUGUCAGUGUCAGCCUGGUUACACAGGAAUAGACUGUGAUGUAGAUAUUGACGAAUGCCAGUCAUCUCCUUGUAUAAACGGUAAGGUGCAGGUGAUUAGAGUAGAGAAAUCAGAUAAAUGGAUACAAAUGUCAGUGUCAACCUGGUUACACAGGAAUAGACUGUGAUCUAGAUAUUGAGGAAUGCCAGUCAUCUCCCUGUUUUAACGGUAAGGUGCAGGUGAUUAGAGUAGAGAAUCAAAUUCAAACUGACAGGGAUGAAUCCCUUAGAAACAGCAGAGGGUCAAUGAACCAAUAAAGAAAAUAAACAAGUAUGUAAACAGUAAACUUGUCUCCUUUACUUUCACUUACAUGUUUUUCAUCCACCGGUACGUGUUAUUUCCUUCAAUUCUUUACAAAAUGUUUAAAAUCAUAGAUUAAGCGCUGUUGCCUGCCACACCUAAUCAUAUACAUCUCUAAUCGCUCCUUUCGGAAAAACAUAGGCAAACCUUCAUCGCCGCUUACGCAGGCUAGCGGGGCUGGCGAUCAGUGCUUUCACUCAAAAGCCAAUAAUCUCUAAAAAAAGUUAUAUUGUUUACUGCGUGCCAUGUUUUGAGCCGAUGACUGAUUUUUAAUUUUUUCCGGUAUCUUAGCUAGCAAUUUUUGUGUUGUUUUGUUUUGUUGUUUUUUUUAAUUUUAUUUUGUCUUUGUUCGUCACCGUCCAUCACUUUUGGGAAGGUCGUUUUCAUACCUCAUUAUCAGAGUCCAUUUUAUCAUGAGGGAAUGUGACUACUAUUAUAUGAUGUAAUUUGAUGUUCGGGGAGGGGGAAAUUAAUGAAUGCGUACAAUAUAAUUCGCUGUUAACUGGAUUCUUUGCAUUCCACCGACCUUGGCACGGGUCUGCGGAAGGCAAAGGCUCUUAGCCUAGGAAAUCUGAAUUUGUCAACUACAAUUCAUUGUCAUUCAAAUAAGAAUAAAGGCUUAUUAACCCUUUAAGCCCUAUUAAAGAGUUAUCAGCAUCGAAUUCCUCCUUGUAAUAUUAAUGCUUUUUAAAACAGAGUGGUCAUGAGAAUUACAAACAUGAUCGUACAAGAUGAAUUUGUUUGAUAGUUUAUCAACUUUUCCCCACUACUUCUACAGGAAAUGAAUAGGGGCAACAAAUGAGAAUUCAAAUUUGCAUCUUAGGGUUUAAAGGGUUAAACUGAGUGCUCUUACUUGAUCUCACGAAAGCUUUAGACACGGUGGAAUAUGAACUCCUUCUCCAAACGCUCAAACUUUAAGGAUUUGGAUCCUGAAGCUUACAAUGGUUUCAAUCCUGUUAACUAGUCACAAACAGAGAACAUAAUUAUGUAAAUAGUGCUUUGUCUGACUACUGCUCCUUUAUUUUUGGUUUCCCUUAAGGAUCCAUUCUAGGACCUUUAUCGUUACUGAUUUAAAUGAACGAUCUUCCUGCAUGUGGCUUAGCCUCAACACCAAGGCUUUAUGCGGAUGAUACAUUUCCUAGCGUUGCUCUCGUGAUCCUCUUGACUUUCAAUCAAAGCUAAACAAGGCUUCGAGUUUUAUGCAAUCUGGGCUUCAAGAAAACAAACUUACUCUUGAUGUUAAAAAAAACCCAAAAUAUUCUAUUAUUUCUAAUCAAUGUAAACUGGUUCAUUACGUUCAUCACCGGAUAUGAAAAAUAAUGGACAUCAAAUCGAUAGUGUCCAAAGUCACUGAUAUUUAGGAAUCGAAAAAGAUGACACUCUGAUACGGCACUCUCUUAUUGACCAUCUAGUCAUAAAAAUGUCAGGUAGCCUGGUCGUUUGCGAGCAAAAGCUUUAGAACAACUGGAUACCUUAAUAAACAGGUACGGCGCUCCUAUGGUACUACAUUUUGACAAUUGCAGCCCUAUACGGGCAUGCAUAGGAAAAGCGGUUACUACAUAUGUAUGUAGUAGGUCAUAAAAUAAAUAAUCGCUUCCCACCUCGCAUACAUGACUUUUUUAAAAUACAUCAGAAUUUCGUUCCCACAAUUUAUAAGGAGUUCGGCUCAUAAUUAACCUAUACCAAGGCCUCAGUCGUGCUACGCUCUGGAACAGCCUUGCCGCUCAAACAAAAAAAUCUAAACAACAAAGAAUGCCUUUAAAGAAUCCCUGCCAGGAAUUUAUACAUAAUAAAUAAACGCUCCAUAAUUUUUAGUAUAAUAUUCUCAUCAUGGUAAGAUUUAAUGAAUCACAAGGCUCAACAAAAGAGCAUAUCUUUUUGUGAAUAUGAAUUGAUAGCGUGUUUAAAUGAAGCUUUAUGUAGGUUAUAGUCAAAGCCCAUAUAGUUUAAUGCAGGUGGUUUUAACACAACCGACACAGCUUUUUAUAAUAAUUGAUGAUUUCAUUAGUCGUCUUGGCGAACUGUCUGGCUAGAAUGUGGAUAUAUAGUUCGUCAUGUAAAUGUAACUUGAUGACCAUUUUUUAUCGUCUCAUCUAGUAAUUCAGUCUAUGUUCAUUUAUUCUCAGGGACGUGCGUUAACAAAGUCAACGGUUAUAAUUGUGUCUGUCAAGCUGGCUUUAACGGAACAAGAUGCGAGAAUAACAUUAACGAGUGUCUUUUAAAUUCCUGUGGAAAUGGUGAGAUAUGCGUUUUUCGGACGUAUAAGAAAUUUAAUUAAUAAAGAAUUUUAGAAUCGUUUACUACAAACGUUAAACGUCAAUUUUUUUUUAUACCACGUGACGGUUUAUUCAGUUGAUUAAUAUAUCUACACAAAAUAAGUAUUUUUCAAGUCAGAUUCAUUCAUAAAAAUCAUUAUGGACGGUUUUGUAUCUGCUCAUUUCCUAAUUUCAUAAAUUGUCCCCAAAUGUAACUUUAGAUCUCCUUAUAAUACUGUCACUGGUGCUACCCAACCCAGUCUUCCUUCUUCCUUUAAGCAUUUCGCAAAGAAAUAGCUUCAUCAAAGUUUACGAAGAGGAUACUGAUGUGAACUUUCUUUCAACAACUUAAAUAAUUUGUUCCUUAUCUGUUAGAUCGUUUUUAACUGCGCGAUUUCUUCCUUUUUUUAUCAAUUAGGAAAUUCGUUUUUGUUGUUGUUGUUGUUUUUUUUCAGGAAUUUGUGUUGAUAAAGUUAACAGCUAUAGCUGUAUUUGCAACGCUGGAUUUACAGGCCGACAGUGCAAUGUUGCUAUCACACACUGUAGGAGUGACUCGUGUUACCCUGGCGUACCUUGCACGGAAAAAAUCAGUCAUAUCGUAUGUGGGCCUUGUCCAUCUGGUUUCACCGGUGAUGGUAAAAUCUGUAAAGGUAAUUAAUUAAUUAAUUUAAUUAAUUUAAUGCACACAUAAAGCGUACAGAUAACAUAACAUACGAAUCAUGUAAUUCUUUCUAAAGUGCUUAAACAUGGCAAAAGCCAGUUACGGGUUGCCCUGAGUUUCUUUCUCAAAAGUAAGGCUCGGUGCGCGUUCAUGUGACGUGUGUGACGCACACACUUGACCCCACCAAACAAACGUCUUUGAAUUUCCGCAACUUCCCGGAGCUAUAUCUUCGCUCGCUUAAGACGUAUCACUUUCAAAUUUGGCAACAUUACUAAUUUUAAGGCGCUCUUCUCAGUGGUGUCGACCGAUUUUCCCUAACUGGUCCAUAUCAAAAGUUGAGAAACCGUGAAAAGGUCUAUUUCGUUUGAUCAGCGAAUGCUCUGCGCUGGCUUUUACUCCUUGGAAAGAGUUGCAGUAUUGGUAUUUGUUGGGGAAAAGGCAUACAGAUCAUAGUCCUGGCUUCAAUUCGUGAACGGUUAAAUGAAAGAUGGUUAGAGAUGGACCUAGCAGAACAUUGUGUGUACUGGUAAUGCCGCAGUCAUAAUUGUUGCUAACAUCAAAAUAAACAUGCUUAAGCGAUGAAUUUGUCUUCUAACCUGUUUAGCACCACUGAUUUUUGUUAAAGAAUUCCUACCAAUGAAUUCCUUUUUUUCCGAAUCUAGCUUAACGUCUCCGUCUUUACUGCUUUAAUUGCAUCGAUGACAAUCAGAUUCCGUCUAUACGCAUCCCACACUGCAGUAGUAUACUCUAAAUUUUGUAUAUCAAUACAAGUAUUAGAGGCUGAAAAGAAAACAAGAGCGUUAUAAUUAGCGCCUUACAACUAAGAAUGAUCUUAUUCCUUUUCUAGUAAUAUUACUCUGAUAUGAGACCAUUCCAUAUAAUGAUUUUGACGGGGCCUGGUCUUUUAUUUAAUCUGACCAUCCAUGCAAAAAUUAAUCAACAUCGAUUUCUUCUCCCUUGAACUCCUUAUUGUACUCUAAGUCCCGUUAAACUUCGUCUGCCAUAAGGUCAUUAUCUUUCUAGGCAAUCUUCAAUCUUUAAUUGUUGUUGUCGAUGCAUGCUGCAGGUAGGAUUUACUACUUCUAUAAGAAGUUUGAUAAUCCGCCUUAACCUUUAAUUACAGAUACAGUAAAACCCCGCGUAUAAGAACCUAGGUUUUUUUUUUGAUUUAGCCUUAACAGGUUCUUAUAUAAAUGGUACUUAAAGCAAAUUUAGACUACCAAGGUUCUCAAAAUAGGUUCUUAUAUAUAUUUUCAUAUGAAUUUCAUUUAAAUAUAUUAUAAAUAUCAUCUCAUAAUACAAUAUAAAUCAUUUAUACCAUAAAGUAAUGCCUAAAGCCAGUACAGUGCAGGUAUGUCCUUAACAAAACAUAACAAACAAACUCAUAGUCAGUUCCCUGAAAUGCCAUCUCAAAGUUGAUACCAAGAAAAUCUUGAGACAAAUACAGUACAUUCAUAACCAGUUCCACUGAUAAGAACCUGACUUAAAAUGUUAGCCUUAACAGGUUCUUAAAACCCAGGUUCUUAUAUGCGGGGUUUUACUGUAUUGAUGACUGUGUCAAUCACAAUUGUCAAAACGGUGGUUCUUGUGUGGAUGGCAUCAACAAAUUCACGUGUAACUGCCUUAAGAGUACACUGGAAACGCUCAUAGGGGAUCAGCAAGAAACGCUCGAUGAGAAGUGUUACAAUUGAAUACUCUAGGACUAAUACCUUUUCACUUAAGUCAGAAUGGAGGGAGAACGUAGAUAACUGGACAGUAAACUUGAUGAUUUUCCAUGAAAAUGAUUUUGUUUUCACACGAGAUAUUUGCUUUACAUAUUUAUUAACCAUUAGAAACAUUAUAUGUAUUUCAUUGGGUAAUCAAUAAUAAUGAUACCAUUGUUGUUGUCUUGUUGUGGUUAAAAUCCCGAAAAAUAACCAAGAAUUCUAAUAUUCAAGGAGAUAUAGAGCAAAACAAGAGAGUUUCUAACUUUGAUUUUCUUAUUAAUUUUAUAUCAUGGUCUUUUCAUUGCAGCCGUUCAAACUCCUAGGACCUUUUAUCACUAUUGCUUCUCAAACGAGAAAUUUGCUUUAUAUAAGAAUUAACCAUCAGAGACAUUAUUUGCAUUUCCUUCUGUAGUCAAUAAUGAUAUUGUUAUUGUUGUCUUGUUGUGGUUAAAUACCCGAAAAGAACAAAAAAUUUUAAUAUUCAAUAAGAAACAGAGAAAAACAAAAGGUGUUCUUUACUUGAUUUUCUUAUUAAUUUUAUGCGGUAACCAUUCUUUUUGUAUUGUAGCCGUUUAAACUGUUCCUUUUAUCACUCUUGCUUGUUGUCAAGUUUUGUAAGGGAAUAAAUUAAGUCUUAUUCAAUUCGAUUUAGAAAACGGAGGGUCGUGGGUUCGAAUCCAAUCUGGGGAUCAGACUUUUUCUGUGUCCUCUUAUGGUUGAUUCUUUACAUCUCCCUUUAUUUCCUUUAUUCUUAUUGAAUUUACAGACAUUAAUGACUGUGUAAAUCACACUUGUCAAAACGGUGGUUCUUGUGUGGAUGGCAUCAACAAUUUCACGUGUAACUGCCUUAAAGGGUAUACUGGGAGUCAUUGCCAGACAGGUAUGCCGCUUUGAAGGAAAAAUUUGGUUUUCUCAUGGAAUACCAAUUUAACCAUUAGAAUAUAUACUUGAGACAAUUUGACAUCCACUUCUAAAAGACCACUUACGUUAUAAUUUAUACUUCUAUGUUUUUGGCAGACAUUAACGACUGUGUUAAUCACACAUGUUUGAACGGUGGGUCGUGUGUAGAUGAUGUAAACAAUUACACCUGCAGAUGCGUUCCAGGAUUUAAAGGAGAUCGCUGCGAGAAAAGUAAGAUUUUAUGGAAUUUUAUUGACAUUAAAUAACUUUUUCAUUUACUUUAAAUAAAAAAAUAAGGAAAGUCAAAUAAGAACUUUGCAACAAACGUUCGAUGAGAAAUGUUGUAACUAAAUACUCUUGGACUUACACCUUUUCACUCCACUGCAAGUGGAGGGAAAACUUAGAUAACUGGACUGAUGAAAAGUUGAUGAUUUCCCUUGAAAGUGAUCAUUUUCUUUACAAACGAGAAAUUUGCUUUACAUAAGAAUAAACCAUUAGACACAUUAUAAGGGUUUCCUUCUGUAAUCAAUAAUGAUAUUGUUAUUGUUGACUUGUUGGGGGAUAAAUACCCGGAAAAUAAAACAAAAAUUGCUAUUUUGUUAUAGCCGUUUAACCUGCUUCUUUUAUAACUCUUUUUUUUUUUGUUAAGUUUUGUAAAGAAAUAAAUUAAGUCUUAUUAACUCUAUAAACAAUAGCGACAGUGUAAAUCACACUUGUCAAAACGGUGGUUCUUUUGUGGAUGGCAUCAACAAUUUCACGUGUGACUGCUUUAAGGGUAUACUGGAAGUCACUGACAGACUGGUAUGCAGCGUGCAAGGAAAAAUUUGCAUUCAUGUUGCUUGACAUUUCCAUCAUAAGAAUACUUCUUUUAUCAGUAAUAAUUAUAUUAUUACUGUGGCCUUACAGCGGUUUAAUACCCGGAAAAGAACCAAGAAUUUCAAUAUUCAAAAAGAAAUAGAGGAAAACAACAUGUGCUCUUGAUUUGAAUUUUUCAUUAAUUUUAUACCAUUCUUUUUUUCAUUGUAGCCGUUUAAACUGUUCCGUUUAUUACUCUUGCUUGUUGUCAAGUUUUUUAAAGAAAUAAAUUAAGUCUUAUUGAAUUUGAUUUAGAACACGGAGGGUCGUUGGUUCGAAACCCAUCUGGGGUUCAGAUUUUUUCUGUGUCCUCUUAUGGUUGAUUCUUUACAUCUCCCUUUAUUUCCUUUAUUCUUAUUGAAUUUACAGACAUUAAUGACUGUGUAAAUCACACUUGUCAAAACGGUGGUUCUUGUGUGGAUGGCAUCAACAAUUUCACGUGUAACUGCCUUAAGGGGUAUACCGGGAGUCACUGCCAGAUAGGUAUGCCGCUUUCAAGGAAAAAUUUGGCUUUCUUAUUGAAUACCAAUUUAACCAUUAGAAUAUUUGAAACAAUUUGACUUGCACUUCUAAAAGAUCACUUACGUUAUGAAUUAUAUUUCUAUGUUUUUGGCAGACAUUAACGACUGUGUUAAUCACACAUGUUUGAACGGUGGGUUGUGUGUAGAUGAUGUAAACAAUUACACGUCGUGCAGAUGCGUUCCAGGAUUUAAAGGAGAUCGCUGCGAGAAAAGUAAGAUUUUAUGGAAUUUUAUUGACAUUAAAUAACUUUUUCACUUACUUUAAAUAAGGACAAUAAGAAAAGUUAGAUAAGAACUCUGCAAGAAACUUUCCAUGAGAAAUCUUAUAACUAAAUACUCUUGGACUUACACCUUUUCACUCCAGUCCGAGUGGAGGGAGAACUGAGAUAACUGCACUGAUAAAAAAGUUGAUGAUUAUCAUUGAAAGUGAUUUUCUUUUCAAAAGAGAAAUUUGCCUUAUAUAACAAUUAACCAUCAGAGACAUUACGUGCAUUUCCUUCUGUAGUCAAUAAUGAUAUUGUUAUUGUUGUCUCGUUGUGUGUAAAUACCCGAAAAGAACAUGAUUUUCAUAUUCAAUAAGAAACAGAGAAAAACAAGAAGUGUUCUUUACUUGAUUUUCCUAUUAAUUUUAUACGGUAACCAUUCUUUUUGCACUGUAAGCGUUUAAACUGCUCCUGUUAUCACUCUUGCUUGUUGUCAAGUUUUGUAAGGAAAUAAAUUAAGUAUUAUUGAAUUUACAGACAUUAAUGACUGUGUAAAUCACACUUGUCAAAACGGUGGUUCUUGUGUGGAUGGCAUCAACAAUUUCACGUGUAACUGCCUUAAAGGGUAUACUGGGAGUCAUUGCCAGAUAGGUAUGCCGCUUUGAAGGAAAAAUUUGGCUUUCUCAUGGAAUACCAAUUUAACCAUUAGAAUAUAUACUUGAGACAAUUUGACAUGCACUUCUAAAAGAUCACUUACGUUAUAAAUUAUACUUCUAUGUUUUUGGCAGACAUUAACGACUGUGUUAAUCACUCAUGUUUGAACGGUGGGUCAUGUGUAGAUGAUGUAAACAAUUACACGUGUAGAUGCGUUCCAGGAUUUAAAGGAGAUCGCUGCGAGCAAAGUAAGAUUUUAUGGAAUUCUAUUGACAUUCAAUAACUAUUUCAUUUACUGUAAAUAAGGACAAUAAGGAAAGUUACAUAAGAACUCUGCAAGAAACGUUCGAUGAGAAAUGUUAUAAGUAAAUACUCUUUACACUUUUUCACUCCAGUCCAAGUGGAGGGAAAACUUAGGUGACUGGACUGAUAAAAAGUUGAUGAUUUCCUUGAAAGUUAUUAUUGUGUUUACAAACGAGAAAUUUGCUUUACAUAAGAAUAAACCAUUACCCACAUUAUAAGGCUUUCCUUGUGUAAUUAAUAAUGAUAUUGUUAUCGUUGUCUUGUUGUGGUUAAAUAUCCGGAAAAUAAAAAAAAAGUAUUUUUUUGUUAAGUUUUGUAAGGAAAUAAAUUAAUUUUUAUUAAUUUUGUAAACAUUAAUGACUGUGUAAAUCACACUUGUCGAAACGGUGUUUCUUUUGUGAAUAGCAUCAACAAUUUCAGGUGUAACUGCUUUAAGGGGUAUACUGGUAGCCCGGGGGGGGCACUUGAGUAUUUUUCGGGUGGGUAUGUGCCGCCCGGGACUCCAAAUUGGCACCCCGUUCUAAAAAAAAUUUCUCCUGAAAUUGAUACCCCGUUCUAGAAAUGGGCCAAUUUUUUAUACCCCGUUUUAGAAUUCGCUUUAAAACUGAUACCCCGUUCUAGAAAUGGGCCAAUUUUUUAUACUCCGUUCCAGGGUGCAACAAGAGUAUAACAGUUUGCUUGUUAACGCAUUGAACCGUAUUUUUAAAAGCAAUCUGUCCUUGAAUAAUUUCAAAUGGCUUCUUACAAAAGUGGAGCUUUCGUGCGUUCGAAAUAUUAUACCCCUUUCUAGAAAUCGCCUCUGAAAUGGAUACCCCGUUCUAAACCAGCAGCUUCAAAAUCACGACCCCGUUGGGCGGCACAUACCCGUAUAGGUAAUGUAUGGGAGUGCCCCCCCCGGGACUGGUAGUCACUGGCAGACAGGUAUGCAGCUUGCAAGGGAAAAUGUGCUUUCUUAUUGAAUGCCACUUCUAUCAUAGGAAUACUUCUUUCACCAGUAAUAAUUAUACUAUUACUGUGGCCUUGUAGUGGUUUAAUACCCGGAAAAGAACCAAGAAUUUUAAUAUUCAAUAAGUAAUAGAGGAAAACAACAUGCGUUUUUUAUUUGAUUUUUUAGUUAAUUUUGUAGCAUUUUUUUUUCCUUCUAGCCGUUUAAACUGUUCAUUUUAUCACUUUUGCUUGUUGUCAAUUUUGUACGGAAAUAAAUUAAGUCUUAUUGAAUUUACAGACAUUAAUGACUGUGUAAAUCACACUUGUCAAAACGGUGGUUCUUGUGUGGAUGGCAUUACCAAUUUCACGUGUAACUGCCUUAAAGGGUAUACUGGGAGUCAUUGCCAGACAGGUAUGCUGCUUUGAAGGAAUUUUUCAUUGAAUACCAAUUUAACCAUUAGAAUAAUUGAAACAACUUGAUUUGCACUUCUAAAAGAUCACGUACCUUUUACAUUAUACAUCUAUAUUUUUGGCAGACAUUGACAACUGCGUUAAUCACACAUGUUUGAACGGUGGGUCGUGUGUAGAUGAUGUAAACAACUACACGUGCAGAUGUGUUGGAGGAUUUAAAGGAGAUCGCUGCGAGAAAACUAAGAUUUUUUGGAAUUUCAAUGACAUUAACUAAUUUUUUUUCAUUUUCCAUAAGGACAAUAAGGAAAGUUAUAUAGGAACACUGCAAGAAACGUUCGAUGAGAAAUGUUAUAACUGAAUACUCCUGGAGUUAUUAAUACCUUUACACUCAAGUCGGGGUGGAGGUAGAACUUGCAUAACUACACUGAUAAAAAGUUGAUGAUUUUCGUUAAAUGUGAUUUUGUUUUCAAAAAACACCAUGGCUUCAACAGUUUCACGUGUAACUGGCUUAAAGGGUAUACUAAGAGUCAUUGCCAGACAGGCUUGCCGUUUUGAAGGAAGAAUUGGACUUUCUUAUUGAAUGCCAAUUUAACCAUUAAAAUACUUGAAACAAUUUGACUUGCACUUCUAAAAGAUCACUUUCGUUAUAAAUCAUGCUUCUAUGUUUUUGGCAGACAUUAACGACUGUGUUAAUCACACAUGUUUGAACGGUGGGUCGUGUGUAGAUGAGGUAAACAAUGACACGUGCAGAUGCGUUCCAGGAUUUAAAGGAGAUCGCUGCGAGAAAA